UGGGUACAUAACUCCAUGGUGAUGCAGUGAGCCUGUUGUGUGGAUUGGAAACCAAAGUAAAGUACACGGGGGAGGGUCGGCAACGGGGGGGCUUUCAGCGAGUUACAAUGCGUCUUUCACGGUGUUGAACAGUCUUCGGUGAACGAUGAACCAACUUCGUCGGUCGUCUCGAAGCGGAAUGAGCCACUCCUGAGCCCCGAAAACGAGUCCUUGCAGGCGGGGGAGAGCGAGAAUGAAGAAGCCGAGCGCCGUGCUCCCUGUUGUCGGCUUGACUGGGAAAUGGUAGCGUACUGCAGGGACCGUACUGGGAAGGAACAUGGUCGAGAGGAGCAGCAAAUUUUUGUUGAUCGUCGUCGGAUCCGUGUGUUUCAUGCUGAUUCUCUAUCAGUACGUGGCUCCCGGGGUGAUCAAUUUCGGCUCCCCGCACGGUUAUUUCACGGAGGAGGACGAGGGGGACAUCUUCCCCACUCCGGACCCCCACUACGUUAAGAAAUACUACUUCCCCGUAAGGGACCUGGAGAGGACGAUUGAUUUCCAAAUCAAAGGCGAGGACGUGAUCGUGUUUUUGCACAUCCAGAAGACCGGGGGAACUACCUUCGGCAGGCACCUGGUCCAGAAUGUCCGUCUGGAGGUCCCGUGCGACUGCAGACCGGGCCAGAAGAAGUGUACCUGCUACCGGCCGAACCGCAAGGAGACCUGGCUCUUCUCCCGGUUCUCCACCGGCUGGAGCUGCGGCUUGCACGCCGACUGGACCGAGCUCACCAACUGCGUGCCGGGAGUCCUCAACAAGAAGGAGAACAAGCAGAAAAACCUGAGGUAAAACUGGGACACGUUUGCAAAGAAAGGUGUAGAUUCUAACCUGUAGCAGCCCCCCCACCCUCAAAACAAUCCGACCCCCUCUUUGACUUUCUUUUCAGGGUUUUAUCAGGUAAACUUUUUAACAGGAUUAGCGGGUUGUUUUUUGGUGGUGUUAGUUGAGGAUUACAGCAAUGCCACAGUUGGAAAAAAAAACCCAAACAGAAGGUACAUUGAGGUCACUGUAAACUCACAAAGCAGCCAAAUGUGAUUUAUUUUUGUUGCUUUAAUGAGAAUGACCAAAUUAUGGGUGCUUUGCUGCUUCUUGUCUGGUUUACAAAACAUCCAUUAAUGCAGGACUAUUUCUCUGGAGAGGCAAUUAUUUGAGUCUAAUGGUUAAUUUUAAGGCAUUUCUGCGCACAGCAUAUCAAAUAUUUACACAAGUAAGCAGCUCCCAUUGCUCACAGUGAUACUAAAGAAGAUACCGCACAUCUGUAGACACCACAGUGAGGUUAUGUGCAAAUAACUGACUGCACCGCAAACACAGUGAAGUUACCACAAGGUAUGCAUGCUUGUAAUGGGUUGCUGUGUUGUCUUAUAUCAAAGGUCCUUCUCCUCGCUGGGUGGGAGAGUGUUUCGGUUCAGAAUAAACAGAAACAAAAACAGUGAAUUCAGAGAGACAAAUGCUGAUGGACGUUUCAACAGUGCGAGUUCAGCAGCGACUCAGACAAUUGUUGAUAGGAGCGGAUAUCAGGGGUGCCCUCCCACUGAAUCAUUCGCUGAGAUUUGGGCUGAAUUUAUUUCAGGCACGGGUUUGUAAUACAUGGAGGCAACAUUUCCACUCAGUAAUAAUCCCUCACAUUGACUGUGAGGUAUCCAGACACGAUGCGCAUCCUUAUUAAGUUAUAACCCAUUUCUCCAGCGUGCCUCCCCAUUGUUGUUUUCAGCAUAUUGCAUCCCUCACACAGACAUAUUGACGGCUGUAUUAGCUUCCAUUUCACUGCACCCCUGUGGUUAAAGGCUAUGCUUGUUGAAUGGGUUAUGUGUCUUUGUAUUGCUUGAGAUUGCUCAGUGUUUUAUUUUGUUUUUUGGAUGAUCGAUAGGACAAUAGGGGGUGAGGAAGAAAAAUCCAUAAGAUUUCAAAGAGAAGAAGAGUUUUUCGCCUCUCUGCUUUUUCUGUCUGGAUGUCAGGCCGGCUGCUCUGCUUCCCAUGCCUUCUUCAGAAUGGGAAUCAGAGCUAUAGGCUGGGCAGGGCAGGGCCGGGCUGUGUCGGUAAAGCAGGGGGGAAAGAGGGGGGACCCUGCGGGGGUUUGGCUCCGCUCUAAUCCGGGUGAUUAUUACCGCUGGGACACACACACAUACACACACACUAGCGUUGGUAUUUGCUGCUGGCGUCAGUCCUGACUCCUGCGGUUUCCCCCCUGGUCAGAGGUGAUAACGUGUCCGGGCCUUAUUUUUUGCAUGGCGAGCUGAGAUAUCACAGUGGAUGCAGGAUGAACAGCCUUUCAUCACUUUGUGAGCGCUGUUACAAAGCCGGGUGUGUGUGUUUUUGUGUGUGUUUGUGUGCACCUGAAGAGGCCAAGGGAACAGACGGAGACAGGAAAGCAGAGAGGAAGAUCCCUCCCUCCUUCCCUUGGUGUAAUCAACUAUCCUAUCAGUCCUGACAGGAGAAACAAGGGACCUUAAGCUUAAUAGCAGCCUGAAGAAAAACAGCACUGCUCCAUAUUACACACGGGGACAAGAACUGCUACGAUGAGCUGCUGAAGAACAACUCGAGGCAAACUCUGUCCUUCUAUUUGUAUUUCACUCCCCUUUUCUCGUGCACGUUUAAAACCUUGUGCCCUUUAAUAUUUAUCAAGUCUCACUGUGGUAACACUUGUUCGGGGGCCAUUUGUCCAGAGGGCAGUAGCAGUGUGGCGAGGAGGCCGGAGAAAGUGUGAAAAAGAUCAUCUGUGUUUACAGAACGGUGUCGGUGAAGGAUUUUCUUGGCGCGGCGUCGCACGCAGAGCUUUCAGGUCAGCUGUGUGUGUAUUGUCAGUGUGGUGGAGGUAAACAGUCUGCAGCUCUCGCCGGUGGUCUGACAGUUAUAGGGUUGUUUUUUUUCUACUUGUGUGAUAUACCACAUACCUGCCCGCGCUGUGGAGGAAGUGCUUCAGAGCUGAGAGUAAACUUGGAGAAACAGGAAAGAGGGUGAGAAUAUAGAGAAAACUUUGACUUCACAGCAGCAGCAGGGCUAAGGUCGAGCUCGAGCAUCUCUCUGCAGCUGUGUUCUCCACCAGCUGUCAGGUUGAUUUUACGCACACAUUUCAAAGGCUGCAAAAAUAAAAUGUGAAUUAGGACCAUUUCCACCAGCUUGAUUUAGGAUAGAAUACACAUCUUUAUAAAUACAGCUCAUGAGUGUUACAAAACAAACCCCAGGAACAGACAGAAAGCACACAAUGGAUUUUUUUCAAGGUGAAAACUUAAAAUUUAUCGACUAGUUUAUCUCCACUGAAGCAAAUGAUCAUUUGAAAAUUGACAAUUUAUGCAAGAAAAAGGUCAGAAAAAUUCUGGUUAGUGAGCCCCACAGGUCGAAACCCUUUAUAACAUUUCUAAUUUAUGUCAAAUUAAAUGACUCAACACACUGCAAAGCUCAACUCAACUCGCAGACUUUCUAUUUGUCAUAUCUCAUCAAAACCAUCUCAUUGGACUCAAACUGAUCUGCUUUCUCGACAAGUCUAGAUAACCAUCCCAGAACAGGAUGUUACAAGCAGAAUGUGAGUCCUUUUUUUUAACUUGAUAUAAGUUCAAAUAUCUUCCAAUGCAGAUAGCAUGAUUUACCUUUAAAGCUCCUGUGAGGAUAGUGUCUUAUUUCAAGAAACUUAAAGCUCCUGUGAGGAAUUUUACAAAAGCAAACAACACCCUCAGUGACAAGAGUGACAAGAUUUAUUUUGACUUUUUUAACACCUGAAACUAGUAUAAGGGGGUAAGUGUCAGAGUCAAUCCUGUUUGUACCCAAAACAUGUUUAAAAAUUAAUACAUUUGACUGUGAAAUGUCCACAGGAUAAGCUUUUUAACUUAAAUUUGCCGAUGACUAUAUAAGGUAAGAAUGCUAUGUCUACAGGGGAAACAAAUGGUCAGAAACCAAAAUUCCCUUACAGGAGCUUUAACAAGUAAAUCUUAGUUUUACAAUCUAAGUCUUAUUAUUUGCUUGCAAUAUCAUGAAAAAAGGAUGAUGGUUCAGAAGAAAACUUGUGAAAGUUCUGGCUUCACUUUGCAUGGAUGUUGUUCCGUCAUGUCCAUGCUUAUGUUAAAGCUCCUGUGUGGAUUUUUUUGAAAUAGACUAAAAUUCAAACUUAAAUGAUAUACCAAAAACAAUAAAUAUACUUAAAAAAAUAUAUACCUAAAGGGAUAAGGGUGACAAUUUAUAUAAAGAAAUUCUUUUGCUGCAGGGGGCGCCAAAAUUGGCACAAAGAGAAAAUUCCUUACAGGAGCUUUAAGUCUGAUGAGGUAGUAAGAGAAAGAGUUGAGUUUCCACAGUAUGUUUCUCACUGAUUAAGAUUUGAAGAUGAACCUAUUCAUCACUUGGCUUAUGAUCUGUGCUUAAUGCAGUGCAUUCAUUGUGAGCAUGAUCCAAGUCCAUCAGAGAGACAGCUUGUCUGACUUUUAUGCAAGUUACAUUAAAAUAACAAUCCCCAAAUGUCCACUGCUGAACUGUAAUCGACGCUCUAACCUUUUCUGAGUCUCACUUUCACGGCUGCGUUAUUUAUUGAUUCUACAGAUGGCUCUUUAUAACCCUGAGCCGUAAAGAGAAAGUGUCGACUUCAAGAGAGCAUAAAAAGUUUCUGGAGACAUUCAAGAAAUUGGAUUGAACGCGGCGCUUUCUCAUAUCCACUAUAUCAUAAAUUGCGAGCGAGAGGGGAAAAAAAAUGCUACGAUGGAUUAGGCUUAGUUUGGUCUGGUGACAAAUGUGUCAGCUUUAGAGGAAGGCGCAUUAAGUAGCGGCAUAGAGAUGAAUGGGCGGCGGUAGGAGAGACAGGUCGCACUUUGAUCGGUGAUGAGAUGAGAUGGAGAUGAACAGUGGCAUUGUGGGAGGGAAAAAAAGAACUCCCAUACUCAGCAGUGCACCGCUCAGAGUGGAUUUGUCAUUUCCCACCUCUUAUAUCAGUUUUAAUGUUCCUCACUUAUCCCAGGGGACACACAAAUACAAACACACAUAGAUAGACACACACACACUAAUGAGUUCAUGAGAAAAAUAGACACACACCGGCAUGCAGGGCCUUAGAUAUGGAGCUUCUAAUUGGUUAAGGAGGUUCCUAUCACUUUACCCAAAUUAGAGGCGCACUUUCAGAUGGGGGAUACCAUCUGUCCCGUGCAUGUAAGUGCGCGCACGUCUCUCCCAUGUGUGUGUGAGUGUGCCUGGUUUUAAUCCUAGUAGUGUGUCAUCGAGCGUCUUAGCAAGCAAAGUGAUGGGGCUAAUUUUACUGCCUCUAUCUCAGCCCUCUCAAAUCACUGCCUGUUUUCUCUCUCCGUCUCUUUACACUCCCGCCUCCUCUUCAUCCCCUCUGCUCGCCUCUCAAACACUUUCCCUCCAAUCCCUCCUUUCUUCCCCCCCUUCCUUCCUUCGCUCCAUGAUGGUGUCACUCUCUAAUCAAACAGCAGGCUUGCUUUCCGCUUGGUGGCUUUAUGGCCGGGGGGCUCUCUCCCUCUCUCCUCUCUCUCUCUUUUACCAUCUUCCUCCUUCACUUUGCUCUCUCCCGCCUCCUCUCUCUCCAUCUCUGCCCCCUCAUCUUCCUUUCUCCUCUUUGCCAUCUUUCUCUCCCUCUCCCUCUGAGCGUGACUACCGCAUUAGAGGAAAUGUCUUUUCAUGGAAGAUUUGCUGCAAUUUCCAAAAUGGCUGCUUUGCCUAAUGGACAACUGCCUUGGUUCUAAUGAAUGAUUACAUGUAUGAGUAUGUGGGGGAGCAAGGACAGCGGGGGGGCGAGAGGAGAGAGGGACGGAGGAAGAGAUGGAGAGUAAUAUGAGGAAGAGUAUGGAAAAGGUGGAGAGCUGUCAGAGAGUGAUUGAAGAGAUAAAAGAUGGAGGGGUGAAAACAUUUAGUUACAUUGCUGGGGAGGGGGCUAGUCAAUUAGCACGGUUGUCAAGCAGUGGGCUUUACGCUUCUUUCAAUGGGUCUGUUUCAGAUUCACAGCACAAAUCACUGCCCUCUAAAAUGGCUCAGGGUUCGUGCGAGUGUGUGUGUGGCGUGAGAGCGAAGGCGCGUGCGUGUGGUCACCCAGCAUGGUGCCAUCAGCCGGCCCAGUCAGCCAGCACAACCCGGAAUCCAGAUGAACUCCAGGGAGCUGCAGAGGCAGCCCUGUCUGAUUGGCAUAUAGAACCAAUCUGAACGUGUCUGCGUGUAUGUGUGUGUAUGUGCGUGUGCGCGCGUUCACGCAAAGCCAGGCAGGUUGGUGUUAAUCCAAUCAGAUUAGGCAGGUUUAAGCGCUGGCGGCCAGGCGCUCUAAAGCCGGUUAUGUCCGCUCAUCCCGCGACUGCAAAUGUUCCAGCAUUCCCGACCAGCAUUCCCACAUCUCUCCAGUCGGUGUUUCCCUGCCUGCUUACUGGGCUCAAAUUGCCUUCAAGUAUGAUGGGGCAAGCCAGCUUGUCUUGAUAGAAACCAGGGUCUUGGUGGGAUUACCGGUGGCGGUUUAUACAGCUGCGGCUGAUUUAUGGUAAAUCAAGUGUGAGGGGGGAAAUGGGCAAACACACCAAGUUAAUUUAGUGUUGAUACAUGAGCAAACGCCUCAGGGGAAAUGUGGGUAGAUUAAUGCACUGUCCAUUUAAAAGUUGAAAUACUCAGAUUAUGGGUGCAACAGGUUCUUCACAAACAUUACGACAACUUUCUUUAGGUAGGGACGGCAACAAAUCUUAGGAAUGUGUGUUUAGUGGAGCAAAUGCUCAAACAUAGUGACCACCAUCACACUAAACUGGCACCAAGAUUAGUGUCACAUCUCCUGAUUAGUUAAGUUGUUUUUUUUUCAUCCCUCAUGUUUCUUGUCUUGUGUUUCCUAUUUUGAUACUCACCCUUGUCUCUUGUUUCAGGUCCAUUGACUUCCUCCUCCCUGUGUUACCCACUCCCCUGAUUACCCUACCCUGAUGUGUCUCACCUGUGUCUCGUUAACUCCACUGCCCUGGUGUAUUUAAACCCAGCUUUCCCUCCCCUCUGUGCCAAUUCGUCUUGUCCUAAAGUGUCAGAGUUCAAGCAUAAAUUUCUAGUGUUUGUCUCACUCAGUGUGUUUACAUGCAAAGCUUAAUCAGACUUAGCUCUCGUUUGUUUUUUCGCCAAAUCGGACCUCUCUCCUUGUCCGCGAAAAAGAUUGAAAUGUUGAUGUGAAUGUGUCCUCCCCAAAACUAGGGGGUGAUAUGAGUCUUUUCAGCGGCGCUGUUUCCGGACCUUUUUUAGAGAAGUCUCUGUUCCUCGUUUUGCGACCAUCCGUAUACUUGAAAAUGUCCAUUUCUUUCAGGAGGGAAAGCAUAACAGCACUCCCCUCGUCGUUUCAAAUGUGGACAUUCUUUCAUGCUUCAGACAUGUUGCAGUUGCUUCUUAGUCGAAAGUUCUUUAAAUGAUAGCGCCAUUUCUUCUCUGGUGUUUUUGUUCUGGGGUUAAGGGGGCGUGGUGCACUUGCACAUGCAUUGUCCGAUUAUACUCCGAGUAUUCAUGGUAAAGAAAACCGAAUUCCAAUCGCAUUAUCUGGGUGUCUUAAUCAGAGUUCUCGGAUUCCAAACGAAGUUCUCAAACUUCGAUUAUAGUCGGACUAAGGUGUCAUGUAAACGUACUGAGUGUUUUGACCUCUUCUUAGUUGUUUUUAGCCUCUUGCCUGUCGAUUUGGAUACCUCUGCCUUGCUUUGUUGGAUCCUGUGGAAUAAAUGUACUUUGAUUUUGCCCGCAUGUGAGUCUGCAUCUGGGUCUUCUUUUGGUUCAGUGUUACAAUUAGUCCCUGAAUUUCCACUUUCACAUUAAGGAAAGAAGUAGAUUUUAGGAAUCAUCCAUUUUGUUUCCAUGUAUAGGAAUACAGUGGUUGUCCCACUAAACAAGCACCAGGAGAGAGCCAUUACAGGUGGCGAGAUUUUUGUCCCUAGGAUGACAUAGGAAAUCCACGCCCCCAAACCAUUUGAUUGGUUCCUAAGCAGUCUCUCACUUCUACCUCAAAUGCGCCCCUCUCCUACAUCGCUGCCACUAACCCUUACCCCAACCCUAACCCCUAAUUAGCUUACAGGUGGCGGUAUGCUCCCCUUCAGCUCUCCCCGUUGACCUGGUAUGUCACGCGCCAAAACAAUCUACAAACAAGUUAGCAAAUGGCUACUUAGUUGAAUGUUGAACAGUGAAAAUUGAGAUGCAAGAGAAAGUUGAUAAAAUUGCUUGAUAUCAACCUAUUUUGUAUAUCUUAUUCAAAGCAGAAAGCAUUGUAAUUAAUGGCGUAAAACUUCCCCCUUUAAAGCUUUUUAAUCAUUAGGUAGCUUCUUAAAUUUCUAGUCCUUGAAGGAAUUACAGCCACAGGUGGGAAACUUAAUGAUGUUCAUUAAUCAAGCAGAUAAAAAAUUAAAAGGGGAUAAUUUUAAAUAAAUAGAAAACCAUAGGCUAUUUGAAUAAUAGUGGUCUUAAUGCUCAGGGGCAUAUUUUAGUAGAAUUUAUAACAGCAGGAUCAUGUCUCAACAAAGCAGCUCAUUUGGUCCCUGAUGCUUUAGGAAUAAAUAUCUCAACAAAAACUCUAUAAAUGCUGUUAAUUGUUCCAUAAAUCAAAACUGCUCACUCAAACAAUGUCUGAGCUCAAUCAGCUUACAAAAAAACAGAUAAUGCGCUCAAGAAAGUGGACUGGGCUUCAUGCUCUGCCCUUCACAGUGUGCUCAAAGGGUGGCCGACUCACCCUCGAUCUCACACAUAAAAAAGGGUGAGAUAUGGCCCCCAUGUGUUUUCUCUCCCAGCAGUCGCUUGAAGCAAGUGUUGACAGGCCUCUCUUAGCUACAUCGCUGCUUCUCCUCUACAACUAGAGUUCAACUCAGGUUCAGCCUCGGGUCACGGCAAUGUUCAACGCAGCCUCACCAUUCAAAGGGGAGAGACUAUAGCUCAGUAGGAUAUAUGGUACCUCUGUAGGGCCCCUUGUUAUACACACACAUACCGGGCUUUACUUUGACUUGAUUGUGAAUACUGUCUGUGGUGGAGCGGACACAUUAGGGUCAGUGAAACCGAACCACUGUAACUGAUGGGAGAUAUGCAGGUAUUCUUAAAGGGAUAUUCCGGUGUAAAAUGACCGCACGAUAGCAAUACACAGCGAUCUCAGGAGUCACAUGCAAACCUCAUCCAAACGCCACUCUAAAGCCACAAAUAAUGCUCAGAAUAGCACCUAACCUCAUCAACAGAACAUAUAGGGUCUUAGCCACCGAACAUCUUUUUAGCUUUGCCUAAUUUUUUUAGCAAAGAGACUAAACCGAACUCACCUACUCUCUUCCAGCAGCCACUUGUUUGUAGUGUUUCUAACCUGGUGUUACGGUGUGUUUGACCCUGAAUUAAUUUUACACUGGAAUAUCCCUUUAAAGAAGAUCACAGUGUCAACAGUAAGUGUAAACCAUCCCGUUCGGGUCAAGUUAAGUUAAGACUGUUUCCUCCAUUGAUUUCGGCCCAGCUGUUUCACCUCACUGCACUCUAAAGACAGGACAAGGAGAAGGAUCCGCUCGAACGCUGAUGCCUGUCUGCAUCGGCGCUCUGCGAGGCCCGGAAGCCUUCAUUAUUGAUUAGCCGUUAUAGAUCGGAGGGGGGUUUUUCCAUUGAUUGAUUAAACUUGAAUGACGCAGACACGUAGCAGAGUCUCUUCAGAGCGAUCCAGCUCGACAAAGAGGCCACCGAGGAGGAGAGAGAGAGAGGAGAGCAAGACUGAUGUGUUUCUUAAUCAUUACACAGCCUCUGUGACUCUGCGUGUCACUCUGUCUCUUCCACCCUAUGCCUCCGACUGUCAAAUGUCGCCCCCCCCCUCCACCCUCAUCCCCUCUCAAACCACCACCAGAGUGAUUCUGCAGCCCUGUGGACAAAUAACCGUGCUGAGAAUGAUUAGCAGACGUUUCUAUGGCUGGUAAUGAGGGGCGCUACGCUGCAGCAGACCCACCAACAGGAUUACUGCCUAUUGAUUAGCCUAGCUUAGCAUUAGCCCUGCUAGCUAGAAAGGAGGGAGACUGAUUAGUGGGCAUUUCCACAGUGGUUAAUGAACAGUACUGAGGAAUGCUAUGCUAUGCUAUCCAUGAGAAUGGGAUUACAGGCUAUUAAUCAGACAAGAGGCUAGCUGGAGUCAUUAGCCGGCCCCUCGGCAAAGUCACCGCGUCUGAGCCUGAUCCCAGUCCUGGUUUAUAAAUCCAGCUUGGUCUCAUCUCUUUGCAUAUCAACCCUGAGUGUGUGUGUGUAUAUGUGUGUCUUUUUACACCCACACUCCAGGGUGGCCUAUUCUUUGAUGGCUCUGCUCCUUCCUUCCCUUCUUCAGAAAGACAAAAGAGAGAAAGAAAGAGAGAGAGAGAGACAUCCCCGUGGACGGCUCCCUGCAUCCAUUAACAGCCCUGUCUCCUCAUGUCCCUAAAUGUGACGAGUCCAGACAGGAUGUGGCCCCCGCAGCCUCUCCUCAUCUCUCAGUCUGAGUGCGGCGUAAACAAACAAAUAAAUGCAUCAAUUUUCUACAUGCCUGUGUUUUAUGAUUAAAUGCAUCUAUUCAUGAGGCUGAUAAGUGUCCGCGUGUGUACGUGUGUGUGCGUAAAAGCGAAGGAUGGUUAAAGGAGGCAUGUGAACGCAGAGCAGAGGCUGACAGGCGUGUUAAUUGAAUUGUGGGAAAAAUGCAAAUCCCAUACUGCCUCAUUGAAUCAAUGGGCGGAGCUUCAACUGAUUGGGACUGUCUCAGACACAGCAGGCUAACUUUUACCAAACCCCCCCACCCAAAACAGAAUGAAUGAUAGUGUUGUGUCUGCAGCCUUUCCCAUCAUCCCCCUUUAAUUUUCUGCAUCUUGGUACUUCUCGGGGCUCUUUUGUGCACACAUGUGUGCGUACCCGCCAGAAAAGUGCUGAUGCCAUUCAUAGAAAGACAGAAAGAGCAGAGAUUCCUCGUUCAGCUGCACUUAGUUCGUGUGCGUCGCUCUAGGGUAGAGCUGUGGAUCACCAGAGUUGCUCCUUUUUGAAGCCGCACACAUUCCCUGAGUAUGAGUGUAUAUAUAUGUGUGUGUAUGUGUUUGUGUGUGUGUGCACUUGAGUGUGAGUGCCCUGCCUUCAUUUGUGCAUUGAAGCAGGGGUUGCAUGUGUCCAGUGACUUGCCGUGUGAAAGUGUGGCCUGUGUGCUCUGUGUUCACAGGUCUGUAUGGUGAUUUGAUGCGUGUGUGUCUGAGUGUGUGUGUGUGUCAGUGUGUGUGUGUGUGUGUGUUUGGUAAACCACAGAUGAAAAGUGCCACUGUUACUUACAUUGCUCUUCAGUCUUCCUCCUCCCUGCGGCUGCAGAUGUCAGGAAAAUAUAUAAUGUUGUUUUUCCCGUUCUUUGACUAAAAAUCAGACUAUUUCCUCUCAUUAAAUCAAUGCAUUGAUUUUAAUUGAUUGAGAUAAAGAAGAAAGUUAAACAUAAUCACAUACAUUUUCAUAUAAAUGCGGCAGCUUGUUGCUUUGUAACAUUAUUUUUGCACACUUAUCUCACUAUCUUUUAUUACAUCUCCUGAAGAGAAGCAACAGUAAGAGCCAGUAAUUGGAAUUUGAGAUAAGAACAUUUAAUCUGGUUCAUUUACACUUGAAAAGUUGUCAGCAUAAACAGACUGAAUUUGAUUUGAUGAUGAGAUCAGAGCUUUUGAGAUGCUUUUGUCUUUAUUAAAACUGGAAAUAAAGUCAUUUGGUGAUAAAAAACUGAGAGGCUGAGAAACUGUACACUCAGCAUCUACUCUAAUGUGGAGCUGACGAUGUUGAAAGACAUUGUUUGUGGGGCUUUUAUUCUGAAAUUUGACUUUUAGGCUUUAGUAAUCUUAGUACAUCAGUUGUCAAAGUUGCGGUCCUUGUUUAGGAGUGACACUACAGCUAGCUCGCUACUGUUGCAUUGCUUCUUCUUCCACGUCUUCUUUUUCUUCUUCUUAGUAUUUCUACUUUUUAUGGAAGAUGGCAACUGACAUCUACUAACUCACCCUUCUUAGGUUUGAUACUUUAGAAAACAACAACGCUGACAACAGAGGCAGACAAGUUAAAGUCGCCUUGAGUUACCUCCGGAGUUAGAAGUAGGAGCUAAAAGUGAAGUUACACACGAGUUACCAGCGUUUCAGUUACCUAGUCGGAAAAAAGCAAAAUCGGAGGUGAAAACAAGAUGGCUACACAGGCCUGGGCGAUUUGGAAAAAAAUAAAGGUCACAAUAUAUUUUUUUAUACUGUCCGAUCUCGAUUAUUAUCACGGUUUGUUUUCAAACUGCCAGUUUUAAACUAUAUGUACUAAAAACUGAAGAAAGAUUAGUUCAACGUUUUAUUUAACAGACACCGACAUACCUUACGCAUCAGAGUAAUUUCUCGAUGUCACUUUGGAGAUACACCAACUGCCACACAACAAACGUUAAAUAAUUUUCGUUCUCAACAAUAACACCUUCGGAGGAUGACUCAAAGUCACGGCUGACAUCUAUCUUGCUGCCUUCAGCUCCGCGUUAAGCUUCCCAUUCGGUCAUUCUGUUUACUUCUCCGGUUACUUACAGAAGUGAGCAGGAUCGACUCUGAUUGGCUGUUGUGACGCACAUUUCCGCCAUGUUGGAUUGAGUAAAUAUGCUCAUAGCUGAUCACUGUGAUUGAACUGAACUUAAUCACGAUCAUAUAAUCGCCCAGUCCUAUAGCUACAUCUACGUAAGUUAUUUUAGCGCUUGACUUGUCCAAAUAUAAGGCAAUAACUUUUGUAGAUGUAGCCAUCUUGUUUCAGGCCUCUGAUUUGACUUCAUUUUCAGCUCGGACUUCUGACUCCCAAGGUAACUCGAACGCCGCAUUAUACUUCCGUUUGUUGUAGUUGUCUUAAAGAAACAUCCACAUAUGUAGUCCUCAGACCCUCUUCGUUCAGGGAGACCAUCUCUAGCAUAACACCUCAGUACACAAAGAUCAUGUUAACCAAGCAGCUGCACAGUGACUUUAAAUGUCAUGUUUAAAUGUCAUUUCAAAGAGCUGAUGACAACCUACCUCACACGACCAAAUUUGCAGCAGGCCCGUGUCUUUAACAAGCGAAAAAUAACCGCCUGCAAGUUUUUUUAUGAAACAUUUACUUCGUCUUGUUCAGAUGAAUAAUGUAAUGAAUGCGUGACCUCUUUUGUACGCGACAGAUCUGGUCAGAGAAGAGUUAAAAGCUAAGUCUCCUCACCUGGAAAUCCUAACACGGUUCUUUUUAUGAGCCGAACUUAACAUUUGAAAGUAGGACAAGCCUCUCCUGUAACAGCAGUGAGGAGCAAAUGAGAGAGAGCCAGGGAGUGUCGCCCUGCUGAAUAAAGGUCAUUGUUAAAGCUAAUCCAGUUAUACUAUUCUUAGAGUCUCUUCACCUCCUUGUCUGCCUCCUCCUCCUCCUCUUCCUCGCCCCACACAGCGCUGUGGAUCUGGGCCGCGAUUAUGUAGGUUUCACCUCUUUGUCUCUCUGUACUUUAAUUUCCCCCCUCCGCCACCUCUGGUUCCCUUUUCUUUGCCUCCUGCUUCUCUCUUCGGCUCUGUCAAAAAAAGUUCCUCCUCUUCAUCCUACCCGCCACCAGCGCGUCGUUUUGGCUUCCCAGCGCGUGUCAGCAUCCUCCAGGGAGAGGAAGUGAUGUGUCAGGAAGUGCUUUUAUCCGCCAGUGAUCUGAUCCGAUGUGAGAUUGAGAUAAACACGGGAGGAGUGUAGUCUUCUUUCUCUCUCUCUCUCUUUUUCGUUCUCUCUCUGGGGAAGUGUACUAUAGAGAAGCCCUCUUUUUUUAGCCUCUGAUGCUUUUUCUACCUGGUGUGCACAGACAGAAAAGCGAUGGUCUUGGGGUGAUUGCCAAAUAACAACGGGAAUACUAGAGAGCUGUUUUUUCCGUACCUGCUCAGCCCCCUUUGACUUGUGUAAAAAUCUGCUGCGAAACCUGAUAAGAGUUUAGGAAGUAGUCUUGUAACGCUGAAGUCACCAGUUUGAUCCUUCAUCUUCUUUCAAAUGACUGCCGACAGCCUUCUGGUGCCUGUCAACGUGUCUCGGAGAGAAACUAAACCUCCACCGGCUCCCAUUUUUCACACUUUAUGUUCCUCCGUCAGAGAGGGGCGAAAGAAUCUAUUACAUCAUUUUCAGGAUUUAUAAGGCAUGCAAAAGCACAAUGUUGUCACAUUUGGAAGACGACACGGAAAGUGGUACAAAAUACAUCAAUAUUUGAGAUUUGUCCUCAAGGAGGUCUUGACAGGCACAAAGAAUUGACAUUUGGAGUUUUGUCGUCGGAGGAGAGCUGAACCCUCUGAGGCUGGACUAUUUUAAGGACUCAGUUUAGUUUUUUUUAGUUUUAAAAAAAGCUUGUGUGUGUUACUUUAUGGGCUUCAAGUUCAGCACAAGCUCAGUGAGGUCAAAAGAGGGCAAAUGUGUUUACGUCUUCAUGGAAACUUCUGUUUUCUGUUCGUUUUUAGCACAUAAUAUCAGCUCAGAGUAAACUGUUUCUCAACCACUGCAUGCAGUUUCUUGAUCUUUCCUAUCACAUUAAAGUGCUCUUGAGCAAUCCCAGCUGCUGAACGCCUGCCAAAAACAGAGCCAUAAAGAUGAAGCAGGAGAGAUGCAACAGGAUGUAGUUUGUAUUAAAAGAGGUCAAAAGUCAGCAGUCAGAGGGGAGGGUUUGUUUUUAAAGAUGGGGCGGUUGACAGAGUGAGAUCGAGAGGAGGAAAUAUGUGACAUUUAUCAUCAGCUGUUUUUACUGGAUUAAAUUGUAGCAUAUUCAUGAAAUCUCCACACUAGACCCAGAAAAAGAAAAGUUUGAGAAUGAUCUGUGCUUUAUAGAAGACAACAGGCUCAUUCACAGUCAGAUUUUUUUAGUGUAUUCAGAUCUGUAUCAGGCCAAAACUGUAAAAGAAUAUAGACAUGACUUUGCUUGGACGGUCUUCCUCUUUCUGAAAAAUGUUCUGACAACGUUUAAUUUUGAGGGGACAUACAGAAAUAGAAAUAACAUGAUUGCAAAGCCACACUUAAAGGGAUAUUCCGGCGUAAAAUUAAUCUAGACACCCCCCCUCGAGAGAUGAAUGUACCUGACUGCUUGCUUCUCUAGAAACUUACCAAGAAACUUACCAACUUUAGUAACCACCGCACGAUAGCAAUACACAGCAGUCUGAGGAGCCAUAAACAAACCUUAACCAAAACACCACUCUGUAGACACAAAUAAUGCUCAGAACAGCACCUAACUUCAUCAACAGUACAUAAAGGGUCACAGCCACAGUACUAGCCACCAAACAUCUUUUUAACUUUGCCUGAUUUCUUCAGCAAAGAGACUAAACACAACUCACCUACUCUCUUCCAGCAGCCGCUUGUUUGUACAGAGACGUCAGGCGAGUCCAUUACCACAGCGGAGUGAUGCAGCUCAAGAAAGAACAUUUAUGAUAAUUUCUUUAUCAUUCCCUUGAAGUAAUAAUCAUCAUAUUAAUCAUUUUGCGCUGCAGACACGAUAGUUCUUCUGCCCUAGUAUCUUGGUCUGGUUUCAUUUCCAUGGAGAAAUGAUCAUAAAUGUUCUUCCUUGAGCCGCGUCACCCCGCUGCAGUCCGUAAUGGACUGGCCGAGGUCUCUCUCAAACAAGCAGCUGCUGGAAGAGAGUGGGUGAGUUGUGUUUAGUCUCUUUGCUAAAGUUGGUAUAACUAGAGAAGCAAGGGGUCGGCAACAUUCAUCUCUCGAGGGGGUGUCUAACAUGGUGUUACGGUGUGUUUGACCCGAACUUAAUUUUUCGCUGGAAUAUCCCUUUAACGUUCAAACAGGACAACACUUCUUAGUUCAACAUGUCUAAUGUCAUCCAGCUGUUUUUAGUCACAGCAGCUGAACUUGACUCAGUCAUUGUGAGACUUUAAAACCUCCAUCAUCUCUGCGUACAAAUCAAAACUAAACAGCAACUAUUACAAAGAAGCAGAUUCGGCAAAGGCAGAUAACUGCGCCAAUUAAUGACAAUUUCAUGUAUUUAUGAGGCUGAUAGAGUAAAACAAAACAAAAAAAGACCUAACAUUGGCUCUACAUGUCAGCCAGCCCCUGACAUGCUCUCUAAUUAUUGUUAUUAAUACUAGCUAACCAUGACUAUUAAACAUCCAUCUCUAAGGCUGUCAAAUUUCUGCCACAAACUUCUGAAAUAUUUCAGAUUAUUUGCUGUAAACACAGACUCCAAGGCUGCUGCCUUUGUGAGAAAGCUGAGAAAUUGUUGAUGGUCGCACAGAAGUUUCUAUCAAAUGUUAUGAAACGCUGAGAAGCCCUCUGUGUUGACUGCUGUUGUGAAAUAAGCUGCGCCCGAGCAAUGUUCCCUGGGAAAACUGAAGACAAUUUCUCUGAGUUCAUUAACCGGAGGAGCCAUCUGAAAAAAAAAAACUCUUAUGCACACAAAGGCAGAAGUCCUUGUUACUCCUGCAGUUGGGCGCAUCUGAAGUAGUUAAAAUUACAUAGUAAACAAACAAAUAAAGGGAAAAUACCAGGGCCAUAAAAGAAAAAAAGGCUAAUCAUUUGCAGAGGGGGAAAAGAAACCAAAACAAUGACUGUAAAGAGCUGAGAAAAACAAGAAACCUCCCAAAGUCAUUAAACAGAAAGUUUAUCUGUCACAUAAAUCAACUCCAUAAGCAAUCUGUUUGCUCUCAGAGUCCACAGCAAUAAAGGGAGAAGGCUGGGGGUGAGUACCCACAGACCCCCUGCCUGUCCCUGCAGGAGUCCAGUUCCAGGAAGUUGUCACUCUGUCAUGUCUGGGGUGAUUUCCUGCUUGCGUGAUGUUUGCCUUUUUGCAUGUUGAGCGCCACAAUGCAAAUACUGCGAGGCACUCAUGCAAAAGUGCGAACCGCACUCUCUCCCUCGCGCUCUCUUUGAGUCGCCGUUCCUCGUCGACUUUAUGGAUGUUCGCCGCUGACGUUUUCCCUUGUUGAAUAUACCCCCCUCCUUCCCCUUGGUUUUUUUUUCUCUUCCUUUCCUUUCCUUUCCUUCCUUCCCUCCUCUGCCGUCUUUUGUCCGGGCAUCUCUUCACGCUUGACCAGCCUUGCUGUGACUCUUGACUUCAAAGAGCUCCUCCAUUCAUCAGUCACUCAUCGGAAAAAGAGGGGGCCAUUCAGCGCCGCGCUAAAAGAGAGGGAGGGGACCGAGGAGUGAGUGUAUAAAAAAGAAGAGGGGGAACCAGUGUAUGAAAAGAGGGCACGAGAGAGAAAGAGGAUCCGCUCUUGACCGCGGGGAACCUUGGGAGUCACAAAAGCCAAAAAAAGGACACACUCCCACACUGCUACACACUCGCACAAAGUCCCCGAACGCUCGCGCACACACUCUCUUUUUGUGUUGUUGUUGUUUUUGCGCCGCUGGGUGUGUGCAGACGCUGCAAACUUGAUCCCUUCUUCUCCUCUCUGUCAGUUAGUCUUCUUUCUCUCUCUCUUUUUUUGACACAAAGGGUUGUCGAGGCCUGUUCCUUCCCAUAAUCCCUCACCGCACCUGUGUGUGUCUUUGUGUGCGUGUGUUGAAAUCUUCCACUAUUUCCAAAUCUUACCUUCCAUACUUUCAUCUCCUUCGUGUUCACUGACAUUCUCCGCCUUCCCCUCCGUAUUUUUGAGGUGGCUCGCGCGUUGGUUUUCAGGUCAGUGGGAAUUGCUAUUGCUUCCCCUCUCAGCUGGAGUCUGGCUCACACUCAGCCGCACACAAACACACACAGACAGACAUGCACACACUCUCUCUAUCUAUCUCUUUGUGUGAGUGGUUUAUACUGACAUGCGGUUGUGUGGUCUUGUACACACGCUUGCCUGACUUGUAAAGAUGCAUCGCUCGUAGGUGUGCCGGGUUGCUUUUCAUCCGCUUUUUGUCUCUUCAUUAUUCUGUUGUUUAUUUGUUUCUCCCUCAAGUAAGGAGUCAUAAGUGAGAGUCUGUCACGCUCCGAGUGUCGCUCGCCUCGGCCUGUUUAUAUGCAGGAGACAAGGUUUUUUCUUCCCUUUAUGACUCACCUUCUUUUUGUACAAGCGUAUAUAGAAGUCUUUAACCUUUCUUGUCCAACACGCAGGUUUUUAUGUUAUUUAUAUGAGUGUUUAUCGCGGCGUGCGCUCGUUGAAAACAGUGUUCACAGAGUUUAUCAGAUUUGUUUUGUUCCUCAGGAUGUCAAAGGAGGUUAAGAGGUUAUAAAACAUGCUUUUAUUUCCUGCUCCACUUACCGUUUUCGCUCUUAGAAAGUGAAAGUAUGCAACCCUACGUGAUCGACUCAUACCAAAGUCAAUCAUUCACCCAGAUUUGUCCUCUGAUGAUCAGAUUUAAUGAGAAAUCUUCUACCUACAAACAAAGAAACACAUUUUAGUCCCAUCAGUCGAGCCUCUUUCACACAUGCACUCCUGAAAAAUGCUUGAAAUUUUCCCAGCUGCUCUAUACUGAGAUUUCCCGGAGUGGCUUGUUCACACAUGAUCCUUGCAGAGUCUCUUUUGUUAGGAAAGGAGGUUAAUGGUCCUAGUGGUGGUGACGGGGUGUUGGUUUUGAGUCUUAGAAGGCAGGAUAUGUACAACAUGAUGAUGGACAACACAACAGAAGAGUCAGUCAACUAACAAAGCUAGUUUCCCAAAAAUUUCCUGCUUUUUUCUUACAUCAGCUUUACCGACUUGAUAGAGAAAUAUCACUUAGGGCUGGCAGGACAAAGUCUGAACAAAGUUGGGCUGAAAUUUUGGGUUGUUUGUGUUAACACAUGAAGCCCAUACCCAAAAUUUUCAUGAAUUUUCCUGUUUUAAGAGCAUGUUUAAACACAACAUGGUCAAACUCCAACUGAUGUGACAUUUAGGAACCCCUCCUGUCUUGCAAUAACCUGUGUUUAGACGCGAUAUAACGGGUGAAUGGGGCGAGUUAAUAAUUUUGUUUACUUCUGGUGUGAACGCAACAUCAUUGAUGUGUUGGCUGUGGUAUUUGAAAGUCUCGCACCUUUUGUAGAUUUCCUCUUUUGUUUGUUCGUUUAAAACAGGAAGUCUCAUGUGAUAUUCGAUUUUCUCUCCGGGGAUUCUUGGCCAUGAUGCGACACUGUUCAAAGUCCCAAAGUGUUUCACACAGAGUGCCAAAAGCAGACAAGGGCCAGCUGGAGAAACUGAGCAUGUCAGAACACACACACACAAAAAGGAACUGUGGAUACGAAACCAAAAAUAUCAAGCUAACGGUUUUGAGCUGCACUCUUUAGUUACACACUUUCUAUCUCCAGUUUCAUCUUUUCCAAGAGCACAAAAUCAUCUAUAUCAAAAAGUGGAUCAUCAGAAAGUCUUGACGUUAUAGCAGCUUUGAUUGAAUUUUGCCUUAAGUAAGAUUUAAGUGAGAAAAAGCGUAUAAAAGCUGCUUACAUCUGAAUCACUAUUACACACUGGUAAAUGGUGCAAAAGCUCCUUUAUGAACUCUGCCUUUUUAACUUCAUAUACUGUGGAGUUAUAUUAACUUAAUAAAGUGUGCUUAUCAAGUCUCUUUUACAGAGUGUCAAGGGAUAAUGCAUUAGAGGCACCUAUAAUACUCGUUAGUCCGCAUUUGACUAAUCUGGAGCACAGUUGAAUACAGACUCAGUCAGCUUUGAUCUUACUUUGUAGUUUUAACGCCCUGAUGCAACCAAAAAGGUGUUUUGAAAAUCUUAACAUUUUAAAAUUCGGAGUGCAAACUUUUUUUUUUGGCACUACAAGUUAGUUUGAGCUUCAUCUGACUGCAGUAAAACGGUGUGAAAACAGUAAACAAGAGUUGCAUUUGGGCUGUUCCUGUACGUGGAAAAGGCAUUUUUAGCAGCUAAAAUCGCACACACUUUUCCCCAAGUGGAGUCCUCUUGGAAACGCUGCCUCUUCUGUUGCUGCGCCGGCCAGACUAUUUCCGAAAAUAGUGACGUCAGAGCUCCGUUCAUUCAUGCAAAUGACACUUUUCUGUUAAAUAGUAAUGCACCUCGAACAAAAGACAAUGGUGAAAAACCAAUUUGUGUUUGUGCUGCUGACUUAAAUGCAUCCAAAGUAACUUGUAAGUUACAAAUUUGCCCUUAUAGUCUUGUUUGUCCAAUCCAGAACAAAGUUAUACCAUCAUCCGCUAGCCUGAUGUGCACUCUCCAGUAACCAGAUCUUUGCCAUGUCAUUAUUUUGGGGCUAUUCUUUGUCUUGGCGCGGUUUAAUGGGGCGCUAACACCAAGUGAAACCAUCUACUCGCUUAGUUCACGCAAAUUCACUUCAUUCGCGUGUCAACAGUAUUUUCAAUGGUAAUCCCUGUCAAUUCAACCGGCGGGAUCAAGUGGUAGACAAAAGUUUUGUACAAUUUACCAGGUAAUCCGACCUCCUCGCUCACUUGUCUCCAGGCAAGCUCCUUUUUAUUCGGUUUUGGUAAUUGAAAGAAAAGGUAUAACAUAAUUCAGGGCAUCUACGACACAAUCAGUUUGUCCUCCAUUCUAGAUACCAGUGAACAACCGUCUGUUUUCAUAUGUCACCCAGCAAAACUUAAUGCGGAUUAGCGAAUACCUGCUCAAGUUGAGACAUUUUCAGCUCCCGCCCAGUUCGCAUCAUUUGCGCCAUCAGAGUAGUAGGAUCGACUAAUCGCGUCUUCCCAUUGACUUAACAUGUAAUUCAUUCGCGCGAAUGAUUUUACUCGCGCUUGGUGUGUGGAGACGGUAAGAAAGCAUUGCUAGAUCUUCACAGUGUAUUUGUUGCAAAUGUUCACCCCUCAAAAGUCCAAAAAUACUCCAAAGUUUAUAAUGUUUCACUGCAAAAGCAUAAAUAGAGAUACCACUUAACUGUGCAGCUCUACCAUACACAAAAUCUUUAUUGGGCAUCCUUUUAGUGCCCCAGACUCACGCUGUGCCACGUGCCUGUGCACAGCAGCAGCUACAGAAGACUUUAGAGGGCAGGUGUGGAGUCGUCUAUGAGUCACAGGUCUUAAUAAAGCAGCGGAGGUGUAGAACAGUUAAUGAAACACCCAUUUUUCGUUUUCUUGCUUUUACUGUCCCGAUUUCCAGAGUGAGGGCAUGUUUAUCUGUUUAAAUCAGUAUGUGUGUGUGCGUGUGUGAAUGACGUGCUCGUGCUCGGUCCAAUGUGGUGAGUCAGUCAGGUUGAGUAACGGCGCCUGCCGCGACAUGCCUCAACAACACACCAUCGUAUACAUGCACAGACACAUUAACCUUACAGAGAGAGAAAUGGAAAUGGAGUCAGAAGGACGGAAAGAGCUUAAUAAAAGCGGGGCCGCUGAGGAGGAAAUUGGAAGGGAGGGAUAAUUACGUUUCGAGUGGGCAAACAGAAAGAAAGACAAAAAACGAGAGCGAACAGUCGGAGGUAAAGAGAGUAAAAAGAAACGCAAAGAUGGAGUGAAAACAGAGGGCAAGAAGGUGAGGGGAAAGUAUCUCUUCAUCUCCCCCUCCUCCAUCCAAGGAAUGUUAAUCAGCGUAAAGAGGUCAGACCUUUUGGCGUUUGAGAGACUGUUUGUGUGUCUCUGUGUGAGUCUGUGUGUGUGUGGGUUGGGGUGAAAAGGUCGGACAUGCUGUUCUGGCCUUUUGGAGCCUUGUCUGAAGUGCUUCAAGUGAACAACUGCACACAGGGGUCCAUUACAAUGCCCUUUACAACUUCUUUUACAACAGCACUCCCGGGCACACUAUUUGGAUAAACACUGCUUUGAUUCAUCACUUUUGACAGCAUUAUCAUGAUAAUUACAGCCUGCGUGAGGAGUUUAGUUCCAGGACAUCAAAUAUCCAGCGUUCAUCAUCAAAACACCCUUCGCAACGUUUUCCUUUUCCUCCUGUCAGGGUUUUUGAGGAGCAGCUGUUUUUUUAAAGCUCUAGUUUGUGAUUUUAUAUCCAAACUCUGGCAAAAGGAUCCGAUUGUACAUAUGACAUCUAAUGGUUUCUAAGGUUAUAUCUAGGCAGAAGAGCCUGAUGCUCAAAGAAAGAAAAAAAACAGUUGUGCAACGAUGAAAACAUCAUGGUGUUUUCACUUUGGAUACGCUUAAUUUGAGAUUUCCCUGCUCUAACAUAACGCACAAUGUUUCAAAUGAAAAGUGAAUUCGUGAGAAGGCGACACGUUCAGGAUUUACUCGGUGAAGGGAUUUUCUCCUGCGCGUUUCUUUGUUUAGCGGCCAGCAGAUUCUUCACAGCACCAAAUUAAGUUGAGUAGGAAGCUGUCUGAGAUGUGUUUUUGUUUUUUUUCUUUCUUUUAAUAAAAAAAUAAAUAAAUAAAUCAGGUGAUUUGGAAAGUGCAGCACUCAGUAUUGAAUGGCCUUUUGUGCGUGUGAUUCAUCGUGCAGUCCCAGUGCACAGAGAGGCCGUGAGAAGACGGGGAGGCUGCGGUUAUGAGAAAUCAUAAAAAGAUACACAGGUCAAAGUUAUCUCCAAGUGAUAAACAUGCAGGGGAGAGGCAUGCACGCUUAAAACUUCAUUAUUAGAGUUAUUUCGGCUCGAAAAUUUCUCAUUUUAGCGCCUUUUUCUGGCGUGUGUAAGAGUUUUCCCAUCACUGUUGCGCCUCUUUACUCAUCACUCAGUUAUACUUGUUAACCUAAGCGAUAUUCAUGCUUCACAACAAUAUCCCAGCACAGUGAGUUAGUUAUAGCUUCAUCUGCCUCUAAUUAAUUUACAUAAAGCGUAAUCACAACACACUUCGCACCCUCUCGACUCCGCAGAGUAAACAGUUUACAGGCGUCUACAGCGGUUUCUUAUACUAAUCUGCUUCACCACUUAGCUCUGCAUCUUAUUUAAGACGCUGCUUUCAUCUCAUCCGUUGUGUCUCAUCUACUUUAUUUCAUCUCAAGUCACCACUCGAUUGUAAACACUUCCGGUUCGUGCCACUCUCCCGGCGAUUCCGAGGCCAUUUUUACAGCUAAAUCACCGGCAGCAGCCUUUUCAAACUCGAAGCGUUUUCCCCUUAUUUCAGCUUAUUGGGCCGUAUGAGAAAUCGGGCCAUGUAAUUUCACCGGGGACCAAAACAAUCAGUCCAGGACCUUGUUGAGGGGGUGGGCCCAGUACGUCUCACUGCACCUCUGAAGGGAGAAUCGUUUGGCGAUCCGACCGCAAUCCAUCCCAGCUCCACACACAAACACCGAACUUGAAUAGAUGAGGCAGGGACAUUUUCACAGUGGUUCAAUUAGUAUUUCAAGUCACCGUAUUGUCCGCCUGGGAAAUAAAAUAAAAAGGGAUGUUAAUUAUUCAGAAUCUCAUUGCACAAAUAGCGGGUUAAUCCUUUGUUGUACAUUAGCACGAUAACAGGCCCAAUUUCUAAGGGGAGUGAGUUAAUGAGCGCUGUGAUCCGCAUCCGCAGCAGAUGCUGAUUCUUCAUGUUUGUUUAGCUGUUAAGGAAGUCCUUCCCCGAGCUACAAAUAUCUGACUAACAAAGAACGGAGAGUCGGAGGGGUCAAAUCUGUUCCUUUGAGUCAUCACAAAAGUUUUUUCGACAAACACUUUCAUCCAUCUUCGACUUAAACACAAUCACAGGAGACAGAAAAAUCAGACUUUUACACUCUCCGCUCCUUUCCCACACGAAUAUUCCUGUAAGCCAACUUUUGUUUACAUUUAUUUAUGCGCAGUGUGGGAAAAAUCUGCAUUAUAUAUAUAAAGAAAAGUGAAAGUUAUGAAUUUUUAUGAUAAAACUGCUCAGGGGUCGAUUUGUUAUUUUGAAAUGAUCGAGUAUGCAGGCGGGGAAACUAAAAAAUCUAUAUGAUUUUGUGGCUCUGGAAAGUCUGAGAUUUGAGUACUGUCUGAAACAUCCAGACGAACCCGAGAGAGAGGUUCGAAACUCCUCAGACGGACGAGUUUAUCGAUUUUUAUUUACAAACUCUUCUGUUCCUCUGGGUCUUUGCUAUUUCUCCUUCUCCCUUGACACUUUUUUUUUUCCCCACUGUUGCCUCAGAUUAUCCAGACAGAUUUGAUAAAAUAUAGUCAAAAUGAAGACUGAGGUUGUAAUAAACUAGAAUAAUCCAAAUGUGGAUAAAGAAAAGCAGCUGAAACUCACCUUUACUUCCACUAUCCUCGUGUAAACCCUCGAUUUCUCGCAGCCUCAAUGUCCCGGGGUUAGGACAUGUCAUUCUUCCUUGACUUAAGUACCCUCGAACCUGUGUGUGUACGUUAGUGUGUGUGUGUGACUGACUUAUAUGUGUGUGGUACCCUGGUAGUAAUGUUGCAUUUUAAUGAGAUGAUACAUAUGUAUGACCGUACACACUUAAGCUGUCAGCUUUGCCACAUCUCCUUUUGAUUAAUUUAAACUUGGAGGUGAAAGUAGUGUGACUCCAUCACAUGCUCUCACACACACACACACACACACACACACACACACACACACGGUCUUAAACAUAUGGUUUCUGACAGUGUUGACUGCUGUGGAUAUCUGGGAUGAGAUGUGCUCCCUGUGGAAUAAGAGAUGCAAUCUCUCCCUUCUCUUCCCCACUCUCUCUGUGUCUCCAUGUGUCUUUACCCGUCUCUCCAUUUCGUACCUGUGCUCUCUCUGUCAUUUCUUCAUCUCUCUCUCUGUCCCUCUCUGUAGUUUUCUCUCCCUCGUUCUGGCUCUUCUUCGUUUCCACUCCAUCAGAUAGAAGCUGACAGCUGCCAUCAGGCCUAUUUCAGGCACUGGCGCACACACAGCAUCCACUCUUCCUCUCUCUGUCUUCUCUUUUUCUUACUUUCCCUUUCCUCUCUCUCUCUCUCUAUCUGUUUGUCACCUUCUCUCCAUCCUUCUGUUUGUCUCCAUCUGAUUCUACCUGCUGGUUUCCAACUUGGAUUUGUUUCUGAGGCUUGGAGAAGAUCUGGAGGAGGACUAAAGCGAACGGGGGGAAUCGCUCCUCUGCGUCUCCCUCCUCCCUCUGUCUCUACCUGUCCAUCUGGUCACCUCCUCUAGGGAGGGGAUUUUUCACUGAGCAAUCGUCCCCUCCUCCUGAGCCUCUUUGAGCGCGCAUCUUUCAUUCAUUUCUAAUGAGGUGUCAGGCAUUCCUGUCCCCGCACUUGCGCAGACUCCCCUCCUUUUGGCACGCCGUCUCUGUCACUCCCGACUGUUUUUUCCCCGACAUGUCUGCCUGUCCAUAUCUCCCUCUCUUUUCCCAAUUUAAACCCCUGUCUACCUGUCCGUCGUAGGCCUCGCUGUCACUCCUUUUGUGCAGAAAAAAUAAGGUCACACACUUCGUCUGUCGUCCUUCCUUUCCCAUCCUUCUCCUCGCUCGCCUUUUUGGUUCAUUUUUUCCCACUCGUCAGUCUGUCAAAUUAAUUCUUCUGCGUCGCUUAAAUGAGCCAAGGAGUGGCAUUUGGAGCCAUUGAUCUCCGAGGCGGUGAUUGCUCAGGGAUUUUAAACGGUCGCCUAGUGUUUACACAGUGUCACUCUGUUGUUGGACGCCUCCCAUACCAAUGCAACUCAUUAUUUACCGUCCCUGUUUUUCUCUCUCUUUUUGUCUUUUCAUGGCCGUCACGUCGUCAUUACCUCCCUCCUCUGCAACAGGUAAGACACUUUUUAUUUUUUUAUCUCCUUCCUAAUUUGUGAUUGUGUGUUUGUCUAAAUCACAACUGUUGUCAUAAGACUCAUUGCUGUGCCCUGCAGGUUUGUUAAUCAAACAGUUUGUGGUGUCCUUGUAGCUUUCCACACACACACACUCACUCCUCUUGUUGAUUCGCCGGUCUAGUUACAUGUUAACCCAACUUUGAAGGUCUAAAGGUCCUCUUGUCUUGUGUGGGAUAUCAGGACCGGCCUCUUCUCAGUCUGUAGGGAGAGUUUUGUUAUUUCUUUUCAAGUGUGAGCGUUGUGUAGCUCCUGCGUGCGUGUGUGGGUGUGUGUGUGCGAUCACCUGGAGGACGUUGUUUUCCCCGAGCUGUCUCUUGUGAUGUCUCUCACCUCUGAAGCACCUCUCCUCUAAUUUCCCAUCAUUCAGUAUUCUCUCCGUUCCUCUGUCUUGUGUUUGCGUUUCGCUCGGGUCCCUUAUCUCAUUUUUGCAGCGGAGCCAAGCCCAGCAACAGCACCUGUACGGAUCUGUGUGUGUAUGUGUGUGUGUAUGUGUGUGUAUGUGUGUGUAGAAGUGUGUGAGUGUGUGCACCCUGGUGGAGACAGGAAAGGUGUUUCUCCACGUUUCACCACCCACCCAUCUUUUCUCUCCUUUUUUGCGUUUUUUCUAACCUCCAUUUUCCUUCUUCUUGUCCCACCACUCUUUGUGUCUCUUUCUCUCUCUCUCUCUCUCUCUCUCUCUCUCUCUCUCUCUCUCUCUCUCUCUCUCUCUCUCUCUAUCUUCUCUCUCUCUCUGUCUCUCUCUCUCUCUCUCUCUCUCUCUCUCUCUCUCUCUCUCUCUCUCCAGUGGUCCUCAGUUUUACAAUCUGUUGAAAAUCUGUGUUUCCAGUCCAGCGCUCAGCUUCCUCCUGCACAUCUCAGUGUGUGUGUAUAUUCAUCUGUGUGUGUGUAUGUGUAUACGUGUGUGUAGCUGGUCUCGGGUGCAGUGGAGGGACACUGAUGACCAAAUAAAAGCAGUGAUUCGUCUUCAUCUGCUCGGUUCUCAUCUGCUUCUCAUCUUCAUUUUUUGCUGAUUAUCCGAUUUUUUUUUUUCUUCCAUCUUUUUCUUUUUUUUGUUUCCUCGUUCGAGUUUGAAUCAUUUUUAAUUGUCUAUUUAUUCUUCAUUUUCUUCUUUUCACAGACAUUAAUUUCUCCUCCUCUUCUUCUCUCUAGACUCUACUUUAACAUAAUUAUUCAUUAUCUCAUUAUUCCUUUUCUCUUCUUACUCCUUUUCUCUCUAAUUGUUGACGACUUCUUCUACGUUUCCUUCUUCUUCUUUCUUUUUCUGUCAUUUUCAUUUUCUUCUUCUUUAGCUUAUUAUUUGUCUUUCAUAACUUGUUUUUCUCGUUUACUCCUCUUCACCCCUGUCUCUAUCUUCUUUUUCUUCUCUUUUAUCUUGUCUUUUUUCUUGUUCCCCUUCUUCUUUCUUUGUCUUCUGUCCUUCUCGGCUGUCCUUAACAUAUUUGUCUUUUUCUGUCUUUGUUUUUUUCUGCAUUUUUACUUUUUCAUUGUCAUCCUCUCCUUCUUUUUGAAGUUUUUUUUUUCUCUUUCAUAGUCCUUAUUUUCCACUUGGUCUUCAUUGUCUUUUCUCUCCAUUUUGUCUUCUUGUUCUUUAGCAUCUAGAUUGUCUUUCUCCUUUAUUUUUGUCUUUUUCUUUUCCUUUUUUCCUUCAUUGUCCUCAACACCUCCUUUCCUUUUCUUUUUGCUUCUCUUUUUUCUGCUUCCUCUGUCCCGUCUCCUCUCCUUGUCCUCCUUUUGCUUCUCCUUCCUCUUCCACUGCUUCUUCAUUUUCUGAUUUCCCUCAGUUUCUCCUUUUUCUCUUUUUCCCUCUUCAUCUUCCUUCCUUUUUCAUCUUUUAAUUCUCCUUCCUCUGGUUCUACUUCUUCGAUUUCUCUUCCUCCUCUUCUUCUCCACAAUGUCUAAGUUCUGUCUUCUUCAUAAAGCCGAUACAACAACAACAACAACAACAGCAGCAGCAGCCAAAACAAUGGAGCUUCUAUCAUAAGUGUGCCAGCCAGAGUGUGUGCCGCUCUGCUUCUCAGGCUGGCAAACAGAACAAACACACACUCACACACACACACACAAAAACACACACUCACACAUGCAGAUUCUCCAUGUGGAGCUGGGGAGACGAGUGUUACCUAUGGGAAUCAUGGAGAGUUUGAGAUGCUGGACUCUUUUCCACAGACAUUCACUCAGACUCUCUCUCUGUACCUGUUUUACACCAGCAGUCAAAUUAAAGAAAGGAUGACCCAGAUAGAAAUCAAGAACAAGAGAGAAGAAGAAGAAGAGGCAGAAAAAAAAAAAACAUGCUCAAAAGUAGGAAUUGUGGCGGCGGCGAGGAUGGCAGUUGUGAAAUUUACUGGCGACACCUGCUUCAUGUCAGCUCUGCGUCGAAACCGACACAUUCUUUCCUCCCCUCUGUCUUUUUUCUUCUGUGUUUUCCUGCGUUUCCCUUUCUUCCCCUCCCAUCGCCCGGGAAACGAGAGGGAAUAGGAGGGGACAGACAAGAACAUGUUAUGCAGGGAGGGAGCCAGGCAGCGUCCCACGUGUGCCUGUUAGUCUGUGUGUGUGUGUGUGUGUGUGUAUUUUCCCCGUGUGUGUCUGUGUGUGUGUGUGGAUGCACUUGUCUCUCUGAGAAAGUGUGUGUGUUUGAAGAGGGAUUCUCAAACAGCAUUAUUAACUCAUCUGGGUUUUGCAUGAGUCGCCUCCCAUUCUCAGAAGACACACUCGCACACACACUAACACACACUCACUUUCCUCCUCUUACACACACACACACACACAGAGAAAGCAGUGCAGUGCGUCUUGACAGCUCCCCAGGCUCCUAUCCUGGAAAGGCGAGACAGGAGAGCAGCGGAGCAUGCUGGGAUAGUAGAAGACCCGGACGUUCAUCUCCGAGCCCCCCAGCUCAGUUAAUACUUAAUGUCCCAAUACACACUCCCACACACACACACACACACACACACACACACACACUCACACUCACACACACACAUACAGUUGCAGUUUGCAGACUCGCACAGUCAUAAACACACUUGUGCGCGCCAAUACACAAAGCAAGGGCAUGCUUAUACAAAACCACACACACAUUGACACACACUGACACACACACACACACUCACAGUAUAUAAAAUAUUCAGGAGUCCAUGAAAUAAUUAUGAACAUUGAUGGAAUGAAACUUGCUAAUUUAACCGGGCCCCUCUCUUUCCUUUGUCUGAGAACAGCAACAGACAAUGGAGACACACAUACACACACACACACGAGGACACGCACUUACUCAUUCACUCACUCACACUUACACACAUUGUCACAGAAUUAAGCGCAGCAGGAGAGCAGAAGUGACAGCUUAUGGGCACCAGUGGGACAGUCUCUGAACCAAAAAAAAGUGUGUGUGUGUUUUUUUUUUUUUUCCCACAGUAUCAGUCCCAUCUGACUCGAUUUAGCCCGUGCGCGUGCGUGUGUGGGAAUGUGUGCGUUCGCAUGCGUGGGUGCGCUCAUAUUUACCUCACACCUCUCAUAAUGGAUAGACGUGGAUGUUGGCGUUUCAUUUGUAAGAAUAUAUAAACAUGUAACGCGUAAGUAGGGCAGCUGUCCUGUUUCAUUCAGCGCUGCAGCUUCAGCAGCGAGAGCGCGGCGGUGUUGCUGUAAAGAUUAAUAAUGCUGGCUGCUGUUUGUAGCAUUGAGAUGGAACUUUGGUAAUCAGUUAAUUAAAUCAGCUAAUUAAAUCAGUGUUUGGAGGCGAGCGUGUUUUUCACAUUUUGUUUCCUGAAUGGUGGCAAACUGGAGGGUUGAGUGAAAGAGAGAGAGAGAGAAAGAAGUAGGGGGGGCGAAAAAGAGAGAGAGAGAGAGAGAGAGAAUAUGAGGGCCUGUUGAAAGCUGGACUUGUGAAUUGAUAAGGGCGCAGGACAUAACAAACUGUGUCUGGGACAGUCUGCGUGUGUGCGCACACGUGUCCCUGGAGGUCAUGUGCAUUCGCUCAUUCAUGCACAUGCACUCCGUUUUCAAAGAGCGUCAUUAGCUCAUCUGGAUUUUGUUCCCCGAGCUUUCAUGCGCAUUACUCCUCUGCCUCUGUGUGUGUAUGUGUGUGUUUUAACAGUUUCCAACAUCAACAACCUCACAUUCCCCAAGUGGCGAAUUGUAAGUGUGUGUAGUGCACAUUUUCCACUGAUGUCAGCAUUUGGACGCUGAAUUACCUUAUAGUGAAAGUUGUUACGCUGAAAUGCGUUCCCCAAUAACAACGGCGUUAAUGCUGUGUCAUCCGGCACUGAUUGUGCUCUUUGCUGCGCUAAGCUGUCAGACAGCGGGCAGAGCCGAAGUAAAAUGUUUCCUCUUAUAUUCAUGAAUUCCAAUUUAGACAAUUACUUGAGCAGCGAGACUUGAAUUACAGCGAAGUUCACAUUUACAGCAGUUUUCAAAACACAUUGAAGCGCUUUACAAAACAGUGAGGAAAGGAAAGCCAUUAAGAUUAACAGUAUAAUGAGAUGAAACUGCCAGACAAGAAUUAAAAGCACGACUGCGGGGGGAGAGAGUAAGAACACAGCUGCAAUCAAACUGUAACUGGAUAAUGUGAAAGCCAGUGUUUCAACAAGUGAAUUUGAGAGGUGGCACAAGUUGUUUUCACAGCCUUAAAGCUCCUCGGGCUGUGUUUUCAGACGCACCGAUGCCAGGCCUGUGGGGCUUUUUUUCGUCUCUGCAGUGACUUCAAACUGCGGCGCAUUAAUGCAAAGAUAGCAAAGUGAGCAUCAGCAUUAUUUAGUGACUCUACUCGUCGUGACUCGGGGCUGUUUGGUGAGGUAACAGACUUGGACGUCACAGAGAGAGGGUUCAAAUUAAAUUCCACGUCUGAAGCACUAGUCGGGAAUUAGCUUGAGCAUCUGCCUGUUUGUGUGCACCCUCCUCGUGCCAGCGUGUUUGAUGUGCACGAGUAUGACAUCGAUCACUUCCAAUCCACCUGCUCUGAAAGCAGGAGGAGGAGGAGGGGGUGGGGUCCCCUGCAGCUCAGCAGAUUGGCACUCCAGAUCUCUGCGUGUGUCACCCCUUAAUCUGUCCCCCCGUGUUGCAUCCUAAUCCCUCCCCUGCCAAACCUGCGCUGACAGGCGGAGGUUGCGCUGGGGUGUCCUUGACCUCUGCUGCUGCUGGGCCGGAGUGGGACUGGAUCAGACCGGAUCAAACCGGACCCACUCCUUGCUGCGAGGCGGAAAAAGCUACAGGUAUCAGAGAGGCUUUUUCUCUUUCCGACAGCGAGCGGCAUAAAUCGCACCACACCUUGUUUGGUAUCCAAACAUUUGCGAGCACGUCCCCUUCGUUUAAUUCUGAGGAAAACUUGAACACUGUUGGAAAGUUACAACAGACUGUUUUAUAUCCUUUCACUCCAGGGGUAAAAAACACCAUUUCUAGUGCAAAUUGGACAGUCUGCAGUCCACUUAACAGACUUGCCUCGGUGUCCAAAAUCCAGAUUUUAUCAUGCAAAAUCCAGCUUGAAAUUUAGUACUCUUCCUUGCCAAAGUGCAACCGCAAAAACAGCCAGAGAUUUAAAAGUCUGCAAGGUGCUUUUGUAUUUUUGCAGGCCUCUUUCCUGGCAGAGACUUCCUGUGAGUGUCAGCAGACUGAGAGUAAGCAGAGUAACCUAUAUUCAGAAGUCAUCUGAAAACAUCUAACCCGGGCACAGAGAAAUAGCAAAAACACAGCAAACACCGGCGAAACCAAAUUAAGACUUCAUGUUUACUCGGAGGGGCCGUCUUGCUCAGGAAAGCCUGUAGAAGCUCUUUUUAAUACCGUAAGAAUAAAUGGCAGCUAAUGUUUCCCCCCUCAAGGUAGGGAAAUGAGCCUAGAUAUUUUCAUUUCUGCUCUGUGUUCAAAAAACCAGCAGGAGUAUAAAGGGGAAGGGAACAUCUCUAAAGCACCGGCAUUAGCUUCACAAGUGAGUGCCCUGAAGGGUCAGAACAGAAAAAUCCAUUUGUCCGAGAUCUUACAUAAUGCAUCCAUAAGACAGUGCGAUAUUGAGUGGAUACUAGUGCAAGGGCUGAGAGAAAAAUGUCUGGAUUACAAAGGAACAUUAUUCUACAACGAUACAAAUCAACUUUUCAUACAGACCUCCUUUGCGAAACAUACAAUGCGGUUAUCCUUACUUCCUUUCCUGGAUCCAGAUCUUCAACUGAUAUGUCUUUAAGUAACCUAGUUUACCAUUGACAACCAUUUAUAAUUAAUCUUGUGUAACACAUCAUAACCUCUUAGAAGCUAAUUUGACAAAGCGUUUAAUGGCAUCAUACUAAAAGGUCCGGCAGAACCCAUUUGUAACGUCUAGUUGUCCUUUCGACCGUCCAUCAUGUGUCUGAAGAGGUUAUUAAAGGGCAGUGCUUCAUCACUGGAGUGCUCUCAUAACCCGCUAUUCUUUGAGCAAUCAAUAGACCCUUUCACAUUUAGAUUGCAGUUUGACAAAGCUCCAAAUGCACUACCCUUUUGAACUUUUACUUUGAACUUCCCAACAACAUCCUAUUGGUUUUUCCCGAGUGUGACUUUCACAUCAUGGCAAAUGGAUGGUGCAAAGUGUGAAGAGAUGGCAUUAUAUUAACAAUUUACACAUGAUCAGAUUGAGCGUCAAGCUCUCGUGUUAAAAAGUGAAGCAUAUGCAGAACGCAAAUGUGCAAUUCCUUCAGUGUCCACUAGGGGCUGGCUCCAAAAGCCAAGGAAGCCCUAUUGACACCCAUGCUUAAUGCUGCGUUCCGAGCUGGGCUUGACGUCACACCCAAGUUACCAGCGUUUUAGCUACCAAGUCAGAAGAAAGCAAAAUCGGAGGUGGAAACAAGCUAGCUACAUCUACGAAAGUUGUUUUAGCACUUGCAUUGUCUGAAUAUAAGCGAGGACAAGGCAAGCGCUAAAAUACCUUUCAUAGAUGUAGCCAUCUUGUUUCUGCCUCCGAUUUCGCUUUCUUCCAACUUGGUACUGGUAACUCGGUGUGAUGUCAUUCCCAGCUCGGACAUCUGACUUCCAAAGUAACUCGAACGCAGCAAAAAUCCCGACUUUUACAGCAGGAUUAAAUAUAUCUAAAAAGAAGUAUUAUUCAGUGCAGAGGUUAUAUUUAGUGCUAUGGCUCUAUCUAAAUGUGAACCACUAAAAGAAAUAUUGAAUCUCAACAGAAAACUAAAACAUUUGCAGUUUAAACGAUUGGGAAAUCUGUUCUUUCGCUGGAAGGUGUUUGGUCAUGCUCCUUCAGGAAAGGAAGCAUUCAAAGGCCCAAGUGUCUUGAUACCAUGCCCCCCUCAGACCCCCUGAUAGCUAUCACACAUCUCAAAUAUCUCCUAUAAAGGCCUUGGGCCAUACCUGGCAGCCUCAGAGGCAGACCUCUCUCUGCCCCCGGAGGUCUGUGAAUUCUCUCCUAAUCACAUAAUGGACGCCAGAGGCUCCAGCGCUUCAGGACUUUUGAUAGUUUAGAGCAUUUUAAACACCCCCUGCAGGGAUGAUUAGUAACAUACAUGGUCAUCCAGUACGGACGAGUACAGCUGAAUUCUCAGACUGAGAGUCUGCUGUCGACGGCGAAUUACUCCCCCUCACUUUCCAAAGUGAAUCCUCGCUGACCUUCACAGAUACACCCAAGUAAAGCAGAAAGUUCUGGAGAAAAUGAAUCUUUGAACAGCGAUUUCUUCAUCUCCCUUUCGCCAGAUUUCCUGUUUCUACUUUAAUUCUGUUCAUUAACUUUUCAGGACAAGAUAAGGAUUCAAUUUAAUUUGGUUUAUUCAAUUUAAGGGGGAUAUUUUUGGCCUAUAAUUUCCUUAAAUGUAGUGGUGUGUGAGGGGAACAGACUAUAGUCAGAGUGUGUUUGGACUUCGGAUGGUGUGACACAGAGCAGGACCUCUUAUUAUCUGUAUGUAUAGACGUGUUGUUCUCUGUCUUUGCUCAUAUUAUGUCUUCCUGGUUUAUCCUUGUCUGUCUCAGUGCUCUCUGUGCACACACGCUCUUUGGCCCCUUCGCCCCGCGAUUUGCAAACAAAACUCUGAACUCUGCCUUCAAACUGGAUUUAGGACUUCUGCUCUUCGUCAGCGUAGGAAACCCUGUGAAAUCGGUUUUGCUCAUCAUCAUCACUGUGGCCCCCUGGCGCCUACGAGAUGCUAUACAUCACAAUCCCCCAUCUAUUUUUCCAGCUGGCCUUUAUUCCCCCACAGGCCACUUCCAGUCCAGUGGCUAUGGAUCUGUGGAGCUGCAGUCGAUAGCAUCCUGUAGUUUUGUGUCUGUCUGUGGUCACUUCUCUCUAACCCUGCGGUCAGGCCAUCCACCGAAUAAACCUCCAGCUAUCACAUGUUUGGGUUGGGGGGGGGGAUCAAUGCAAUCACUGAGAGAUUUUUCUCUGUGGAUGUGUAGAAAAAAUGAAAAAAAAAAAAAAAGACUAAACACCAGAGCCCACAAAAGCGUGAGCGAUAAUUGGAGAGGAAUUCCAACCUCCACGGCACAGUUUGUCUAAGGUUGAUGGGAAAUCCACCUCUUUGUUUUUGAAGCCUGGGUUGGAAAUAACCUUAUCGACUACAUCAGUUUAGCUUUUUUUCUCAAGACCCCCCACCCUCAGGAAAAAAGAGCUAAAGGGUAAACAGAAAAACUAGGUGAUGACUCACAAUCUACUAUGUCUCUUCUAGUUUCUUUUAAACUUUGGGUAAAGAAAAAGACAGAAAAAGAAAAUAUCGGACUACUUUUUUUUUUUUUUUUACAAUUUUCUGACAUUUUUGAAAUUUUUGUCCAUACAGAUUGAACAAAAGCAAGUCUAAUCUAUUAGCAAAAACACUAAAAUGUAAGGUGGGAGAAAAAAUCGAUUCACAUAAUUUUUUUACAAUUUUUAAAUAGAUUUUUUUGUUAAAAAAAAAUGAUUUUUUUGUUAAAAAUUUGAUUUUUUUUUUGUCAAAAAAAUGGAUUUUUUUUUUUAAUUUUAAGGAAAAAAUUUUAAAAACUGACUUAAAUAUGAUGUGUAAUUUUGGGAGAAAUAUGGUUCCUGGAACUAGUCAGUUAACAAUCAUAAUAAUUCAGCUGUUUUACUGGAGUUAAAAAUGUUGACUAAAAAUCGAGAAAAUCGACAAUAUCGUAGAAUUGCAAUUUAAAUUGAAUUGGAAUCCAAAAAAUCGUAGAAGAAAAGCAUAUCAUCCCAGCCCUCCUAAAAUGCUUGCAACCAUGAAAAUAACACACUACGCAGCCUUUAACUAGUACAGUGCGUGUUAUUUUGACCCUUUUGGCACACUGUAGUUGAGCUACCGCAGUGUCUUCCUGCUUCUAUCUGCGAUUUACUUCACAACACUCCCAGGUGGCAAACAAAUAUAAUAUUCACUUUGAGUUAAACAGAAUAGUCUAUCACUGAAAUACUCCAAGGUUCCUCCUCGUCUGCUUCAAGCUUUAAGAAAGAAGUUGUUCAUGGAAAAGCAGCGAUUAAAUUCUCCAGCCGUGAUCACAUAAGCCUUCAAGUAAAAAAACUUUUAAGACAUGAGGACAUAUGGUCGGAAAUUUGAUGCAACACAUGCUCAGCCCGAGCAUGUUUCCGCCGAGCGUUGGUCCAGACACUGAUGUAUCCGUCGAACUUAUUUUUGCAGGUUUUCUCGUAUUCUCUUUCUUCUGCCGCCAAGUGCUGAUUGAACAUGGGCGCCUAACAGUAUGGAACAGAUUAGAAAUCUACAGUAGAUUUCUAAUUCCCCUCCUGUUAUGGCCUACAGUAGAGUCAGAGUAAUGUGAAAAGGAUUAACAGUGGGAUGAAUGCACGAGAGGAGAGAGCGAGCCGGAGAUUACAAUGAGAGCUUUGUUUCUGCAACUAUCGAGCUGGGCUUUCUGCGAGGAUCCAUUAUUCUUGCUUUGAUGCUGCUGUCUCAAUGAAAAGUGGUUGGCGGCGAUGCAUUGUUUCAACAGCAAAAGGGGGGAUAUCACUGCAGUGCUAUUCAGCAUAAUUUAGCUUCCCUGCCUCCCAUUACACACCCCCUAACUCACUCCCUGCCUGCUCCGUUUUGAAUCUCAGCAAUUACCUGCGGUGCUAAAUCAGAGUCUGACAGCAGCAGCUAAAUAUGGAGCUUCAUGCCCACCUUCGGCUUAUCAAACUUUCAGGGGUCUGCCAGGCAGGAUCCUCUCUGAAAGGGGAUGGAGGCCCCUGAUAAACGCCCCGCUUACCCAGGACGACAGUUGUUGAGGGCACUGUUAGUCAGUUAUAUGGGCCGGUUGUCAAGGAGCAGAUUGUCAGGGACCAGGAAAGUCAGCCACAAUUAGAAGAUGGUUGAUUUAUGACCUGUGAUAAAAAAUAGAGCCGCUGCCGGGGUUGGUGUGUGUCGGAACGCCUGAACGCCGCCAUCCUCAGCCACGCAUGCAGCUGGACGCGUUGAUAUGUCAGAGUGUGACAGAUAUUUCAGGGCCUGGCGCUCGCAACAUCAUUUCCCAUAGCUCCUCUCCGCACAGAUGUUCGUCCGCGCACGCCGGAUCGCACACCCCGCCGGAUAUACGCACAUACACACUUAAUGGGCAGCACUCUGCACGCAUCUCAGCUCCAGCUGUUCCAACAGUUAGCGGGACAUGGUAGAUGCCUCUAUUAGAGAGCCGCAAAUCCCCGCAGAGGUGGAGAAAAGGGAGAAGAGAUGGAGUGAGCAAUGGAUGAGGAAUGAAUGGCGGAGGAUGAACAAUGACCCCAGUGCAACAGGGAGGGAGAGAUGGAGGGGAGGGGAUCGAGCUUUGGCUCUGCAGAGUCUCACAGCCGACAUUCUGGACAUUUCUGGAUCUAGCUUCAGAGAUUUUUAGUUGGGAGCACAGGGGGGAGAGGAGCAGGCUCUGAAGGGGGGGGGAGGUGGGCGUGGGAGGGUUUUUCGAGGAGGGGGUCUUGGAGCGAGUGAUGAAUGCUGGCGGAAUGCUCCUGGAAUGUCGGACGAGGCUUUUUCAGAGGCGGCCUGCUCAAUGAGGGCAGAUGUGGCCUCGGGGGGGGGGGGAAAUGGCGGGAUCAUCAUUCCACCGCUGCUUACCUUUUCCUCUCCAACACACACACACAUACACAGAUCCACAUACAUACACAGUGGAACAUUCUCCACUCCACUGCACGGCCAUUAAAAGGGGGAAAGUUUAAGGGGGAAUUUAACCCCCAGCUGGGAGUGGGGGGUACCUCCAACCUUUGCAGAUGGUUUUAUUUACUUUUUACAAGGAUUUAUGUUUGUGAGUUUGAAGCUCCUGCCAGCUGCUGGCGGUACACCGAAGGUUAAACUCUCUAAAAUAAAGUACAGGGCUCCUGAAAUCCCUCUAUUACUGCAGCAUCUCUUUGGUGCAUGUUGUCAGCGUUCGACCAUGUCUGACCUCUGCAGAAGUCUAUAUUUUACUCCUCCAAUCCCUCCCGUUUCUUCCUUAAACCUCCAUCCCACCGACGUCCCCCCAAAGGACGGGUUGUGAACUCGCCGGGCCCGCUGUCUAAAGCGGCAUGUAGGAAGACAGGAGGGGGGGGCCCCGAGACAACACGGCGAAGCCUCCGACGCUCAGACGUAUCCUGCAGGCUUUCAGGCUAUUAGCUUUCUCCACGUGUCUCGAAGGUCGGAUCUCUUUUCAGCAGUUAAUAAUGUUUCCUGUUACACCGGGAUGAACCAGUGUGGGUGGAUUAACAGAUAAUAGGCAGCACGAAGACAUGGGAAAAAGACACGGUGAGCUUUCUGCACAGUGACCCAGUGUGGGAGGUAUGCAGGCAGGCUCUGAUAAGGGCCCGACUGCUAACUGCUUCCUCCUUUUCCUUCUGAAUGCUAAUCAGGAGGAGCAGGAGACGGCGGUAUUGGCUGCUUUCUUUUCUUUCCUCAAUUGAGCGUGUGUUUGAUUCCUUCCCUAUCCAUGUCUCGUCCUCUCCUCUCCUUCUUUUUCGGAGCAGAGAUCGCUGGUACAAGGCUUUGCAGAUUUAGCACCGAAAUGAGAGGAGGCCUUUGGCUCUUAAUUCGUUGUAGACAUGUUUCUGUGUGUGUGUUUGUGUGUGUGUCGAGCUCUCAGUUGACUCUCGCCAUAUGGAGGGGCUUCAUUUGCAUAGUGUAUUGUUCCCCUGGCACAUGGUCUCUUUUGAGUUUUAGCCAUAAUAUACUCAAGUCUGUCUCUUGUGACCAGCACAUGAACACACACACACACACUCUUGUUUUGACCCCUUUGACUCGAUCAGCCGUCCUCACACACACAAACACGCUCUACCCUCCUUUUUCUUCCACCUCUUGCUCUCCCACCGCAGCAUCUGAUCCCGGGAUUUGUUUGGGAUUCUCCGGGAUUCGCGCUGACUCUCUCUUUUAUCAGUGUGUCCUUGCGUGCGUGUGUUUUGUGUCAGUACGUGUUUCUCCUGGCCGGGCACAUGAAUUUAAUUACACAUCAGCCUCCACCCGAGCCGCCUUUGAUAUCUUCCAAGGAGACAAAAUCUUGUUUAGCUAGCCUUGUUGAGGGUAGGAUGUGCUACAGCGCUUUCAUACACACUCAAACACACACUGAUACUAUUAUUGAAGGCAUUCCUGUGACUUACAUCCCUGCCAAAGACCUCGCUGAUGUGGCGAAACGCCAAACUACAAGCUUUAACUCUUGAGAUGUUAACAACGUGGUUAAUUUGUGUACUUUUACCGCCGUACUUCUCUUUUCUGACUCAUUAAAACGAAGCAAUUAUCCGCACACAAACCCACGUCUCUUAGACAAAGCACUGGCAAGAAAGAAAAGCUUGGAAUGUUCAUAUCAAGCCAAUGUUUGUCUCAAUUAUCUAAGAUGUGGUAAAAACUGAAAGCGAGCCAACGUGUCGAGGAUAUUUCUCCGCGGCGUAACUGUGCAGGCAUACCUUUCGUCAUGUGGCAGAAAGGAAUGAAGCUCACAGGUUUCGCCUUGUUGUGCAACAAAUAACCGCCAACAAUGACGUGGUGGAGUGCUCAUGACAUACUGGCGCUGGAGUUCAUCAAAACCGUUGAUAAAAUUGACGUGACCUGAAAAGGUUUGUUCAUAGAUAAGGGUGUGUCGUUCGUGCGGCAUUUCAAGACUGUUUGGUGUCACAUAGUUGUUCAUUGUCAGAAUAAUCAAUCAGCGACACGAUACACCAACUUUGUUAAGACCAGAUCUUCUUCUCAAUGAAGAAAGUAAAGUUAAUAAACACAAUGAAUAAAAUGAGGUACAUCAUUUGGUUGUCACUUUUUAGCCAAAAUUCGAACUUUCAUUUCAACUUUAGGGGGAAAAAUUCAUACUUAAACUGUAACCAGCUUUUUUAAAAUCAUAAUGACACAGUAAACCAGCGCAUCAGGCCGCCUGAUGUAGCCUGUGGUGUGAUCCAGCAGAGGGCGCUAUGGUAACCUGGCUGCUCCCACGCACUCUUGACCUCAGUAAGCUAAUACAGUGGUGUUAUGGUGCGUUCGAGUUACCUCGGAAGUCAGAAGCCCGAGCUGAAAAUGACGUCACAACCGAGUUACCAGCGUUUCAGUGACCAAGUCGGAAAAAAACUUUCGUAGAUGUAGCCAUCUUGUUUCGCCUCCGAUUUUGCUUUUUUCCAACUUGGUAACUAAAACUGUGGGAACUCAGGUGUGACGUCAGUUUCAGCUCGGGCUUCUGACUUCCGAGGUAACUCGAUUAUUCUCCAAAAAUAGAGGACACGGUCUCUACCCUUAUCUUGUUUCUGGUUGUAACGUAACUUUAGGUAAAACGGGUGAUUUUGUGAACUUUUUCUCCACUUUUUGAUAGUUAAAAAGGAAGCAUGUUUACCUAUUACUGAUAUCUAUGUUUUAUUUUUGCUUUUUUUGGUAACUUUCCCUUUUAUUUUAGUCUUUUAUUCCUUUGGACAAGCAUGUUGAGCUGUGGGAUUCAUCAAAUUCCAAUCUUAUUUACGAUUAUGGCUUCCCACAGUCCUGAAAAUUAGAUAAUAGACAUUAAACUAUUACCGUGCCGCAUGCCAUGUUGUGCUUGUUUUGUCCCAUGCAGUGACUGGAGUACACCCUCCUCUUUUCCCCUCACAGCAGAUGCGCUCUCCCCCUCGUCUCAAACAGCUUUCAUUUGAACUUCACCAUCAGGAGCUCAGAGUGUUGAGUCACAAAGUGCAAAGAAGUCAGAAAAUGAGGUAGAUCUUAAACCACAAAGGUAGAGGAGAUAAGGGAGAGGAGCUGGAGAGUUUUAUUAUGAGUUCAGGAUGUUUAAGUACAAGUUUAAAAGAGUGCUGAGGUCUUGUAAAUGCAUCUGGUGUAGAUAUUAAAAAAUGUAUAACUGUGUUUUAUUACCACGGUUAUGUUACACCUUCACCUACACCUGUUUUUGCUCCUCGCUGAACUUUUUUAUGUCUGCAUGCCCAUUAAAGGCGAUACUUUUUGGCUGUCUUUUAAAUAGACGUCGAGUUUCACGAGCUAGCGAGCGCUCUGGCUUUGACCCUUGGCCUCUGUUUACUUUAAUUUGAGUCGACUGAAUAAACAUGUCAGCCAAGACAAAUUUUUCCUUUCCAUCAGGCGUCUUUAUGUUGUUUUUUCCCUUUCAAUUCGAGAAAAAAGAAAAAAAUCCUCAAACUCGGGCUGAGCUUGUGCUGGAGUCUUAUGCCAGCGAAGUUCUAUAUGUGGAAAAAAAAGGAGGUUUCAUGCCAAAUCCAACCAGGUGGCACUAAUUGUGAAAGGAGCUUGAGAUCCCGAUAGAGGCUGCCAGACUGGAAAUUAAUUUAGCUCUGAUUUUAUUGAUGUUAAAAGGCUCCAAAUAUGAAAAUGAUUUUUAUCCUGCUGUUGGAUUCUGGCUGAUUCAUCCUGGGUGGGGUCUUCAGCAAUAUUCCUAAUAGUUACUGACAGCACGAAUGCUUAUUGAAGCUGACACACACACACGCUCUGUCCUCCGCCGUGAUGAGUGUUGGGGUCCUGAUGCUUUGGUAACUUUCUAUCCCGCUCAGUUGGCAAGGAGCGUUGCCAGGCCGACAGCUGCUCCGACUUCACAUUCCCUCGCAUGUGAUCCCGGAUUGGAAACUCAGGGGAGGGUCCGACACACACACACACAUAUCCACGCAGUGUGAAACACAUGUACUUAUAGGGGCACACAUGCACCAGCUUACACUCAAACGCACACAUAUCCACGCAGGGAGGAAGGGGGGCUGAAGAGCUGCAGAGGCUAGAUGUCACAGGCUGUAUAAUAGAGGGAUGCCCUCUUAAGCCGCUUCACACCAGAACCCAGAAAAUCAAACUGUCAUAUCAAUGAGCAGCUUCACCCGCAGAAAGAAAAACCUCUCUUCUCCUCACUUUUUCUUUCUCAGCCUCUCUUCUAUCUCUCUCCCUCUUCCUUUUUUUCCCAUGCCUUUCUUGAAAAGCAGGUUUUGAAGUUUCGUGGCAGGCUGAGCAGGCUUUUCAAUUAUUUUCGGUGUCAUUCGCAAUGCUUUAGGAGAUGAGAGGAGCAGGGGGGAAAGAGAGAGCUGGAGAACACGGGUGCUGCCGUUGUUGCGUCGUCUGGUGCUGUUUGUGGCGAGGCUAAAUGGAGAGCUAAUUCAAUUUUAGCUUUGACCAAAGGCCAGGUUGCUUCUGCUAAAAGCCCGCUUGUAUCAAAUGCGAACACAACAUCUGUUUUUUUUGUAAUCUCAUUCUUCUUUUCAGCCAAUCGGGGACGUCAAAAAGAGCAGGAGCUUUUGAUCUAUACACCGUUUCUUCCCUUCAUCAAAUUUUUACUAAAAGGUUUUCACGAUCCUGGCAUUUCUAGUUCUUCUCUUGGUUUUUAUACGGAAUUAACCGCCUUUGAAUCUCCAAAUGCACACUCAAUAUGCACCCGACAGAUGGUGCGUGGCUCCUCUGUUUUUCUUCCUCCUCUUUUUUUCCCUGCACCUCUUGUGUUUUUUUUUUCCUCUUCACUAGAUAGUAACAAUUUGCUGCUCAGUGUUUGUUAGCUGCACGUUAUUGUGCGUUUGUUUGUUCUGCUCUCUUUCUCUCUGUCACAGAUGCAGCCUGAAAUCACGUCUGUCACACUGGCCUUAAUCUCGGGGUUAGCAGCUGCCAGUUGAUCGUGUGUGCGCGCGUGUGUUUGUGUGCGUUCGAAGCACUGGCGUGUUUGCGUUGGUGAGAUGUCAUGUGGAAAAAUCAAAUAAGCAAUUAAAUUCCUCUCGCCGCUCGCAUCACCUGAACGGAUCGGUAAAUGUUAGUUAGUUUGAGGCCAGUUUGUGGAGGAACAGUUUGACGUUUUUGGCAAAGUGUUAAUUCACUCUCCUGCCAUGAUUGUGAUUGAACAAUUGAUGAAAGUUGUGUUUUUAUCUUACCUGUAAAUGUGAACUACACCAAGCAGAAGACUGGAAACAAAGUGGAGGGCAGCUGGUCUGGCUCCGUCUAAGGCAACACCUUAAUUGGGACGCUUAAUCUCAAAUGUUGAACCAGUGGAAAAAGAGUGACAAGAUGCAGCUUUGUGAAUAAAUAUGUGAAAUAUGGUCACGGUUUCUCAGUUUGCCUUCUGCUAUUUACAGUAGUAAUAGGGCAAAAGGGAAUACAUGUGUCAGCUUAUGUGACAUGAUGAAGCAAAGUGAAAUAAAUACUACGAAGCCACUCAAACGACACCAUCAGCAGCACAUAUGUUUAUUUUCUAGCCCAGACGACAUGAGGACGUUAGUAAAACAGUCCUUCUGUUCAUGUUCACACACUUUCUGAUACAUUUGACCUUUAACCCGAGCAUUGAGACAUGAACCAACAAGGAGGUCUGAAGGCCGGUGGUGCUAGCUCUGCUAACCAUAGCUACCCUUGGUAAACCAGUAUGUUAUUAUUUACCCUUUGAUUGGAAUGUCUUAUAUACAGGGUUAAAAAGGCUUAAAAUAUCUAAAAUUCUGUUAAAAUCUCAUGAAAUGUCUUAAAUAUGAUUUUGAAAUUAACUCUACUAACAAAUAAAUAACGUGCCAUACGAAUAAAGAUUGAAGUAAUGUAAAAUGCUCAGAUUUUCCUUCAUAUCUUUUGUAAUUGUUUGCCCGUAUGGAUGUUAAAUGGUUUUUAAAUUGUUUUCAUUAUGGUCUUUAAAAAGUCUUACAUUUGACUUGUUGAAACCUCUAGACACCCUGUAUAUAUUUUUUUCUUUUGUUUAUGUUUAAAGCUCCUCUUAGCAUCCUUAUCCUGUCCACUUUUUACAGUUAAGCAUAUCAUAAAUGUGAAUUUAUCAUGUGAAAAUUGUAGAACAGGGUUGUUUUUUAGCUGCCUGGCUGACUCCAGUCCAAGGCAUCAAAAAUUGCAAUAUAAAAAAAUCAUCAGUUUUGUCGCUAAUAGUCUUGUUUUCCUCUAUUUGUCAUAAGAAGACAAUAACAUGAAUUUCAAGGUCAAAAAAGUAAAAAAAAGAAACCUCACAGGAGUUUUAAAUUACAUGGAAAUUAGCUGCUUCAGAAGAUCAGGUGGAUAAUAAGAGUCCAGAAGGCAAGGAAGGCUCGUGACGAAGAUAUGACCCUUUUGAAAAACAGAAACCAUAGUAGAUAUUGUUUUAGUUUAGAAAUGAAGAUUUUUAAAGUUUUUUUUUUUCUCCAUUCGUUCCUCGUUUUUGUACCAAGCAAGGCCAGCAGACUCCUAGAUGUUGCUUUGUAUGUGGCAAACAGAUGCAAAAGAAAAAAUUGACCUCGAUCAGAAUCUUGCCAAGAGAAGAAAGCACAUGGGUGAAACUCAUUAAAAGUUUCAGGGUAAAACAAAGUUUGGUAAAACUGAGUAUGGAAGAGAAGGAUAGAGAGAAUGAAGGAGGAGGAAGGAAGGAUGCCACAGCCUCGCAGCUCAUUUGAGGCAUAGCUGAGGCUGUGAGCUUGAGUUACACUGCCAAACAAUGGGCUUCUUUCACCCACAUUUACCCACCCUGACACACAUAUACACACUUACACACAAACAACACACACACACACACAGUGGCUCUGUCUUUAAAACUGUUGUUGCUCCUGUUGCACAAUAUUUGGCUCUUAUUAUUUCAUUAUGCCCCCUUCUUCCUGCUCCCCUGCCUCUCCACCCUUUUCUGGUUUUAAUUUUCUGGGCUGCUUGUUUUUGUCAGACUGAUUGGACAAUGUGUGUUUGUGUGUGUGUGUGCCUGUGUGUGUGUGUUUGUAUGCAGCGCUGCCCUGUCACAUGUAUCCUGCCUGUACCGUGUUAUUUCAUAUGAUAACAAAGGGUAAUUUUAGCUGUGAAAUCCCUCUGACACAGCAGCAUAAUGAGAGGGAGAAAAAAAAAAGGAGCCCAAGUGAAGUGAAUGUCAUCUUAUUCCCCAAAUCCCUGGAAUUUUCUUUUCCAUUUUCCCCUCUUUCUCUCUCUUUCUGUCUCGCAUGUGAUGCGCCCCUCCAGGCAGUGCUCAUUAGCCCUUUGGCCCGCUCUUAACAGGUGGGGCAUGUUUGGCACAGCCCUCCGACAUGCAGUCAGGCUUAAUUGGGCUUGGAGGACCCCUCACCCAUACACACAUGCAUACAUCACUCAUAUGCGUCCCCCUCUCCCUCCUCUCCCUUCACACUUUUCCCUCCUUUUCUUAAAGAGCCAAUUGUCCCCUUCCUAUUCCCCAGGGUGAGGUUGUGAUUCCUGGGUUUGGGGAGCGUAAAUCCAGCCUCAGGCUCGGCUCCAGGCCUCCUGGCCGCCCCCUUUUCUUUCUCUCUGUCAAGAGAUAAUGACCACUGCUCCUUAUACUCAUUCAUGUGCAGACGUAACCCUGAGAUGUUAUAAUGUAAAGGUCCUUUCACACCGGGACCGUUUUUUACGUAAUUAUGAUUAUUUCGGACGUCAGUAUUUUUUUUUUCAAACUCGUAUAUUGCGGCAUUUAUUUUUUCGUAUCACGCCGAAUUUUCUACAGUUUCGCAUAAUGUGUGUCCACUUCUGACCAAUCAGAUUGCGUGUUGUUACGACGUCAGAUUCACCAGUAUAGCCAACAUGGCCGACUGGCUGAUUGUUUACUUGUCGGAGAACAGAGUGAUUUUUGAUAAAAAACACAAAUAUUACAAAGAUAACGACCUGAAGGACAACUUGUGGAGAGUCAUAGCGUCGAAUCUCUCAUAUGACGAUGGUUCGUGUGCUUUAACAGUUUGCUAAACGUCUUUGUUAUUACUUUCAUCUGUGCUAAGUAACUUUAGCUCGUAAGCUAACCUGUUCAGAUACAACAUACCAUACCUUUCUCCCCCUGGAAAGUCGCAAAAUCGCAUCGAGCUUGAUGUGUUUAGUCAGGCGCGUCAAAAUUGUCCUCCGAAUAUUUCGUAAUUUCGGGGUCUAUAGUCGUGUCGGCCCCGGUGUGUAAGGACCUUAAUAAUGUUAUGUAGCCAUUAACCAGGUCUCCACAGCUGGCUAGUAUCUUUAUUGACAAAUACACUAAUAGUCAGGCAGUCAGUGAAGACAUUGGAUCCCCUAAAUAACUCCCCUGCACACGUCUGUGGUUGAAAUUUGCAUUAGAACAAGGAACAGCUUGAAGAAAUGACGCUUCGGGGUGACCUUUCUCCUGUUUUGGUUCCUGUUUUCUGUAGUUUCCAGGUUCCAGUUUGAUGACUUGAGGGCUGUAAUGGGACUGAGUCUUCCCUUUUUUUGCCUUCACUUCUGCCUCUCUCCCAGCUGAUCUCUUUGUUUCUGCUUCUUUGUGUCUUCUUGUUUGGAGAAUUUUUUUUUAACCUGCCUGCCUCGGGGAUUUUCCCCCUACUUAUCCCCCAACCCUCCCUUUCGCUUUUACUUUCAAGGAUACCCAGGGACUGGGAGCUAUCCUCAUGUGACUCUGCUGUUUUUUAUUUAUUUAUUUGUGCUUCAGUGUGUGUGUCUCUGUGUGUGUGUGUUGGCUGUCUUGGUAAACCUGGAGCAUCACCACACCUUCCGUAUUUGUAUCUGGGUAAUUACAGCCGAAAAACCAUUUCUAUUUUUACUCUUUUCUUGGUGACACUUCCUUGAAAGCGUGUCUGCGGCCUCUCUUUUAUACACACACACACUUUAUUCCACUUCUGGCACAUUUAUAUCCAAUUAUCCUGUUUAUUCACACACAAAUAACUCAAUUUUUCAAACACACACACACACACACACACACACACACACACACACACACACACACACAUAGAUGUACAGGAGUGAAAGAAACUAGUGUACAUGUUUGUGUGUGUUGGUUUAGCAGCACAGGGCAGGUGGGAAGGUUUGAAUGUUAACUGCCUUAUCACUCCAAUUUCACACUCUCGCCCCCAGUCACACACACACACAAAAUCACACAAUGCUCAGGCACAGAAACACCCUGUUGCCUGCAGUCUCGUAUGUGGUGACUGAUUAACGGGGGAAACAGGGGGGUCACACACAAACACACACGAAAACAUACACACACACACACACACACACACACACACACACACACACACACACACACACACCCUAAUCCCGACCAGAGGGGAUGUUUUGUGUGUGCCGAGUGUGUUAAUGAGUGUGUGUGUGCGCGGCUGCUUCUGUAAUGGGGCCACCUGUCUGCUCAUUAGCCUCGUUAGCCUGCCUUUUAAUUGGCCCCCAAAUUCUGCAUCACGCCUCCUCCUCCUCCUCCUCCUGUUUCUCCUUCUUCUUCUUCUCAUUCCUCCUCCUUUUUCGCUCCAUCUCUCUUGGCGAUUUCUCUUCAUCGCGUUAAGUGAGCCACAGGGACGUAUCAAUAAUCUGACAUCAUCAUACAGGGAGGAUUAUGUCAUACAGUGCAGGUGUGUGUGGAGGGAUUGGGCGGGGUAAUGGGAGUGCAGCAUGGCCAUAUGUCAGAGUAUUAGCAAAGUGAUUGCUUUGACCUCGGUAUCAGGAGGGUUAUGAAUAUAACGCUGGGUGGAGGAGAAUUUGUACACACAAACACACACUCUCUUUCUCUGCGCACACACACACAGGGCCAUCAAGUUGAUUUGUGUUACCUUGAAAAACCUUAAGCCCUCUUGUCUGGCUCUCACCCCCUCUCCUUUGGAGCGGCAGAAUUAUGAAACAGACUCUGAAUACUGUAUUUUUUCUCACUACAGUGUUCACACUUAUAGCCAUUAUUAUUUGUCUCAGCAGCAGGAAACUGCAGCAGAUUGUUUUAUGGAUUUUUUUGCAGCUUAGCAUACAUUUUCUCUUCAAGUAUUUUCAGUGCGGUAUUUCUCAAAGUUGCUGAAAGUCCUUUUAUUUCACACCCACAGUCUUGACACUCUCAGUGCGGCCCUUAUGCGCAAGAAAACAGGUUUUUUUUCUACUUUUGGAUGUAAACAGAGCAAAAAUGUUAUUCGUAGUGAUCAGGCAUGAAACAAAUGAACAAAGGGGUUUUUGGUUGGACUUACUGGUUGAUACGUGCUGAGUCGCCAGAAUUCUGAUUGGUCAACUCGAUUUUUUUCCGCGUUCAUUUACAGUCUAUGGUUAAUUUCAUGAGGAGGAAUGUACCAAGCGCUAAUGGGGGUGUUUUCAGGGCACCCCCGUUUCACAGGUAACAGCCUGUCUUAGAUCAACUCCCAUUGUUUUCACCAUUUUGAAUUCGCCCAACCCACUGGAGACCAGCUGGAGACAGGAAGAUGGAAGAGCGUCCAUGUUAAUUAACGUCUGGUGGUUUGCUAAAAAUUUUGUUUUUAUUUUGGGCGUUUCAACUUCUAUCAGGUUUGAUUGCCUUCUUGUUCUGAUAUCAAUAUAUUUUCACCCUGCAGUGCUGCGUCUUCCCUUACCGCAGGAGGGUUUGCCUUGUUUUUGGUCGAAAAUUUCAGGGUUUUAGUCGAUCAAGAAUUUCUUUGGUUGAUUACAGCCCUAGAGCAGUGUUGUUUUUGUUGAUGAUGACGUUGAUGAAAACAGCACUGCAGAAUAUAUGUUUAGCGUUUAACUGACGAAAUGCUCAUGAAUUUUGCAACUCUGUUCGUCGUCCACCAAAAACGUUUCCAUCUAGUCUUGUCUCGUCAACGUAAACGCACAUUCGUCUCUUCACAUUUUAGUCAUCUAGGACUUAUCUUUAGCUCGUCAAUGUCAUGUCUUCGACGUGGAAAAAAGUAAACAACCAGUGUUUUUUUUUUUCUCGUUGACGAUGACAUUGACGAAAUAUUUUCAUCAACGUCAUCGUCAAUGAAAACACUGCCCUAGAGUCAAAUUAGUAUGUGUCUUUACGUAUAUGAUAGUGAUUUUUCUAAAUUCCGACUAAUGACAAGAUUGAUAGAUCAGUUUUGACCCUCAACAAGUAAUUUCCUCUGAAAUCUAACUGUCGCUAUCAGGAUGUAGUAUUUAAGUAUCAACAAAAUCACAACACAUUAAUAUUUUUGUCUUGUUUUCUUCACCAUCUUGUUCAGGGUUCACCUCUCACUCUUGUGUGACGUAAACCAAACAGACACAUCGAUGAAAAUACUCCAGCUCGAAGUUAAAUGGUUAAAUAUCACAAAAGCAAACUUCUUCAACAGUUACUUGUUCAGUUGUUGGGCAAAUCUUUAACUUUUUGAUGAGUUUAGUCAAACAUUUCCUGCCUUCAUCUUGUUUAAUCAUUGCAUCAUGUUUCUGGGUAAUUGAGUUCAGUCUUUCUUCAUUUUUUUGUAGAUAAUUAAAUCAGUGAAUGAGGACAGAGAGCAUCAAAUUGGCUGAUAAUGUCUUCUUCGUAUUAGCAGAGAUCUUAGAUAGUCGGUUAUAAAAAUUAGGGGCACUUUUUGGAGAUUUCGAAUCGGUUGGGUGUCGUACUUUAUGUGACCACAUCACUCAGAAUAAACAUUUCCUCAUAACUUAAAAUUGUGAAACGUUAACUUAUGAUCUGUGGUCAAUUGCGCAACUCUUCUCAUCCUACACCCAUCUCUUCCUCACCAAAUCCCUCUUCUUUUCACUCUCCCUCUCCCUCGCCUGUCAGACAGCACUCUGGGCUGCUGCCAGUCGAGUUACAUGAGAGAACAGGCGGCAGAACAUUCCUGCUGAACAUAGCUUUGCACUCAGGGGAUUCCCUCCCCUGUCCCUCUCUCUCCCUCCUCUCUUUGUUUGUAUCCAUUCCUGUAACUGUGAUGUCCAUCUCCAGGCCGUGGGCUACACCGCGCUACAUCUCCAUCCGAGCCAUUCUUCUCCUUGUUUCCCGUCUUUUCUGUGUUGGGUCACUGCGGAAAGGAUGUGGCGUUUCUGUGCUGAGAUGCAGCGAUCCAUGCGUGAUUUCUGCACUCAUGGCAUACGCUGCGUUUUCACACGCUCCUUCAGGCACGGUCACACGGCAACUCCUGCUCGGUUUGCCAACUUGCAUUUUUAUUGUGGAGGACACCUUAAAUGCAGAGAAACACAAUCUCAGUAGUGACUGCAGGAGCUCUGAAACAGUCUCCGAGUCAGACCAGUAUUAAAUAUCCAUCACCUCGUACCCACAAAACGUGCUUUUCCUGCCUCUCGAAUGUAAGAAAUUGAUUAUUUUUAUUGUUUUACAAAUGAGUUGGCUGAAAACCCUCAAGGUUUCUGACUGCAGACUGAACCAUUGAGUCAUAUUCAAACAUCAAGUGGAGCCUGUGGUGGUAAAAAUUUGUUUUUUGUUUUUUUAUUUCGAGACCAGACAAUCAAUUAUUCAUCAAAUCUGCAUAUCUGUCAGUGAAUGAAGAGAAUCACUCCUCACAGCCGCAGCACUGUUUUGGUCUUUGAAGCAGUUUAAGUCAGAGCAUCCUCAUCUGUGCAAACUUUACACACAUGUAAUAAUGUGCAAUCUCUUCGUUCAGAAUUUGAAAGUAAUUUGUAGAUUUUAACCGACUGACUGGAUUGUAAGGUCUGUUUAAGAGUCUUGAAACAGCUGCCUGAUCGAUCACUUUUUUCUUUCUUUAUUUCAUGACAGGAUGAUUGAAAGGCAUAAAAUGUUCAACUAAAGGUCCUUAUACACACCGGGAAAGACGCAAAUAUACAACGCGAAAUUGCGAAAAAUUCAGAGGCAAAUUUUGACGCACUUGACGAUACACAUCAAGCGUGAUGUGAUUAUGUGACUUUCCGGGGGAAAAAGACGCGUCCUGGGUGGAAGCAAGAAGACUUACAGGUUAACAAUCAAAAAAGCACUCUGUUCUCCGACACGUAAACAAUCAGCCGGUAGGCCAUGUUGGUUAUACCGGUUAAUCUGACGUCGCAACAACACGCAAUCUGAUUGGUCAGAAGUGGACACACAGUCUGCGAAACUUGAGAAAAAUCGACCGUGAUGUAAAAAAAAAAAAGCCACAAUAUCGCAGGACGGGAAAACAAUAUUGAUGUGAACGCUUGUAUUGACAGGAUACGGGUUUGAAAAAAAAUACUGACGUCCGAAAUACUCGCACGAAAGAAAUGCUCCCGGUGGGAAAGGACCUUAAGAGGCAGAAAAAGUUCCUUCCAUUGGUUUCCAGUCAAGGUUUAAAUUUGAAGCAUGAAAACGUUUAAAAUGAGGAAAAAACAGAAAAAAAAAAUAGGUGUCAGACGCAAAAUCUGAGAAAUAUCGACAGUUGGCAUGCUGUUCAAUAAGUUACUAUGUGGAUUUAAUCAUAGAGCUGCCUGUGUGCGAUGAUUCUCAGUGUGCGUGGGGUUCCACUUUAAACUUGAGCCUUAUCACCAGUGACAGUCCAUUCAUCAAAUAAGCGUUGCCAAAUUUCCAGGAUAACCCGAUCUCUGUUGGUGAACUUCUGGCUCCGGCUCUCCACAUUCCCAGGAUCUCUAAGACUCUGCUGGGAUAGAGGGUCAGUCUCAGACUAAUACUUGUACAGAGGAAGUACCAUCAUCGCUCAUCCCUGGGAGAGAUGAUUAAGCAUUUUUUUUAGAUAAAUUUCUUUCGAUGUAUUCAACAUUUAGCUCGAACAAGUCUUUCGGAAAUCGUUCUGUAUUUCCCAUUCGAUAAUUGGUAUAUUAAGGGUAGACACAUGUCUCAUAUCUGGUUUCCUUAUAUUAUUUGUAGCCCUGGUUGUGAGCUCUGUGAGUGAUUUUAUUUCAUGAUGAAGUCUAGACUUGGCCUACUUGUCCUGGUCCCACUGCUCAGCCACAUCAGCACACAGAAUAUCAAAUUGCAUCCCGAAGUCUGCAAAAACGGAGCCAGGGUGCUAUGAUAUAGAGAAAAUAUGAGUAGCUAAAAGGGAAAAUAUUUAGAAACCAUCACUUCUCGGAAGAAUCUGAUUUCUUUACAGAGGGGGGGGGGGGACAGAGAAUUUCCACAGAUUGAACCACAAUCUCCUGGACGUCUGCUUGGUUUCGAGCGUGCCCCCUCUGUGUCCCCUCUUUUCAACUCUGUCGCCAUCGUCUCCUCUUCCACUCCCCUGCUCUUUUUUUCACUCUCUGUUUUCUCACUUUGUCUGUCGUACAUUUGCUGUGUUUAAAGUCCAAACUACCAAGGCAGGGCUGUCUGAGUCCUGAGGCUGUUAUUGAUCGACGAACAAAGAAAAGAGUGGUGAGAGAGAGAAAGAGAUGGAGAGCUUGUGCAGGGAGGGGAGAGCAAGCCGGGGCAGGCAGAGAAGAAGCCUCGAGAGCUCGCCUGGACCAGAGGGUCUAUUUCUGUCUGUCUUGGUGCGUCACUAUCGGGCAGAAGACGCCCGGGACAAGCGGGACGAGAUGACGAAUGAGUCGGGGAAGAGUGGGAGGGGAAGGCAAGAGUUGAAGGUUCAAGCGAAGUCUUUAGGGGUCAGCGUUGAUUUGUUGCAGCGAAAUCAGUGACUGAAAAACAGACAGGGCAAUUUUAGACUUGGGCCUUGAGUCUGUACACCAACUCCCAUGUCUGAUUGUUCUAUUGUCUCCUACAUGAGGCUGAUACAUCUCCAACCGAACGAUCGCUGAAGGCCCAAGUGUGUUUGUUCGCUCCGUGUGCGAUCGAGUAUCUCAAUGAUGACGUGUAUUACAGUAAAAAGAAGUCUCAGAGGAAGUCUAUUUAGUUUCAAGUCCUGACAUGUCGCUCUGAACUCUCACUUCUCUAAAUACACACACACAAAUACGCACACACACACAUGGGAACAGGCUGACAUGGUUGAUAUCUUCUGCAUUUACAGCCAGCACAUUCCAUGGGACCCCUCCUCUGAAACUGAAGGGAGUGGAGACACACAGACCGGAGUGUACGAGUCUGUUCCUGGAUGUCCAGCCCCACACUCACACACACUAACACACACAAGGCUCUCUUACACAUGAACUCCUGACAUUUUCUGGAUCAUUUCAGGACAUUCAGGCUCUGAUAUUUCAGGAACUUGUCGUCCCACUCAGAUCGGAGGAUCUGCCUGUGUUGAACUCUGAAAACCAUCAUUAACCAGCAAUAACGAAAAUCAACAGAGGAGUGGUUUUCUUCUGCUUCUACUCCAACUUGACAGCCUGAUCCUACCAUUUCCUCCAUCAGUAAAUAUGACAUGCAGCUCUACGAUGAGAGUAUGAAAGUCUGGUUCUUUACAAACAUAGACACAGAAUUUUAGCCAGUUUUUAUUUAUAAUAGCUCAAGUAUCUCUGUUUUGACUCUCACAGCUCAAAACUUCACUCUGAUUUUUAGCUGGUCUCUCGUCAUAUGACAAUGAGAAGCCGUGUUUCCAUCGCGUUAAUGUUUUUUUUUGCACUUGAUUUGGACCACUUGUAAGAAAAUCAUGUUUUCUUACACCGCUGCAUCAAUUUCAACCCAAAUUGCUCACAUAGUUUGUAUUAAACAGUGUUUUUCUUGGGAGUCUGCGUGCACACUCGUUCUCACUCUCGGAUUGAUUGACUGUCUCUCUCCAGUCUGCAAAAACAGCCUUCAGUGGGCACAACAGCUUUUUUUUUUUUAAUCGCUGAAGGAAUCAGACAUGUGGGCGUCGAUUUAGAGAUCUGCAGGCUCCAUGUGCUGCAGACAGGAUUUUAACUUCCUCCACCACUGAUCUACUUUUUACUGCUUUUUUUGUCCGUCUGUUGUAAAAGGCCAGCACCAGCUCUGAGUUGCUGCCCGGAGUUAACUAUUGUGUCAGACGGCGUACAUGUGUAUUUGUAAAAAGCGCAGUUGGUCUGGAAUCAAUAAGCGUAGUGAAUAUAAAACACACCUGCUGGUUUUGAGAAAAGGUUCCAAUCCAGGAUGCAGCGAGUUUACGCUCAGAGUUACAACAUCACAUGUUUCAUUUAACUCUGUAUGUGUGACUUUAAAUAUGCUGCACAUGAUUCGGACCAGAUGUGGAUCACAGGUUGGACUCAUUCGCUUUCAACGACUAUGAACUCAGAUGUCAGAAGAUGAUACUGAUAGAUUUUUAUUACUCUCUACAUUUUAUUACUCUGUACUCUCUAUAUACUCCACAUUACAUUUAUUUUCUUGAUUUACUGUUAAAACUAUAUACAGAUCAGCUGUUGUAGGUACCAGAUGCUUGGGGCCUGGCGCCUACUGGUGAUGUGACGCUAUGUGAUUGGUUUAAAGUUGGUGCAGAUGACGUGGCAGAUUGUGGUUGGUCCGGACAUUACAAGGUGGUUUUCGCCAGGUUGGGUUUCAUAGGGUUGUAGAUCUUUGGGGAAAACAUGGAAGUAUUUUACGAAGCAAUCUAUCGCUACUUAGCGAAGAGGACUUGCGACAGCCGGACUACCGCCUCUUUUAGGUUGCCGAAGGAAAUGUGGUAUAAAAGCAAAACUAUCUAUUGAGAACAGAGAUCCUGCGUACAUUUUGUUUCUUUUUUCUGAAGAAAAGUUAACAAACACAUUUAAAGCCAUCAAAAAAUUACAAUACAGAAAGUUGUGACUCUCUGUAUUACAUGGCGAGAAAAUUUCAAGACCGAUUGAAUGAACAAAUGGAAAUCAAGAAAACUGCCAGGGGCGUUUAACCAAGCACAUUGGACCUAUUAAAUGGAGCGCAACGUCGCUGGGCCCCGAACACAUUGGGCACCUACACCAUGAUAGAGUAUUUAUAGAUGAGGUUUACAAAUUAUUGGUGUGUCCGAUUCUCAGGGCCCAUAUCUGGUAAUUGGCAUGAUCGAUUAUCUGUAUUAGAGUUUUAUAUUGGUGGCCAAUACUGAUACCAAUUAUCAGUAUAGAACCAAUAUUGGUCCACCUCUGUUUCAGCUGGAAUCUGACCAGACAUGGACCCUUAGACCCCUCGAGAUGUGUUGUGGUAUCUGACACCAAAGUGUUACCGGCAAAUCCUUUCAGUCCUGUCAUUCUAGAGGAGGGGCCUCCGUGGAUCAGAUCAGCCUUGGUCCAGCUCAUCCCACAGAGGCUUGAUUGGAUUGAGAUUGGGGAAAUUCAGAAGCCAAGUCAACAACUUUAACUAGAUGCCAUGAUCCUUGUGUAGUUCUAGUGCUGGUGUCCUAUUUUAGGAGCUUUCAGUGGACACAGUCAGGGAGCCCUGACUGCUCUGUGGCUUCACAGCAUCAUACACAACAAACAGCGGUGCGCUGUGUUCUGGCACCAUUCUGUCAGAGCAGCGUUAAAGUUUUUCAGUAACUUGAGCGGCUGCACCGACUAUUCUGUUGAACCACUCUCUCCACACGCUUCAACGAGCCUUCCUUACCCGGCUACGACCCUCGACUACUUUUGGUCGAUGCUGACUACUACGGAUCAGAAACACCCAACGAGAUCUACAGUUAAGCCCUUGUCAAAGUGGCUCAAUUAUGACGUUAACAUGUAAAUGGUCUCAAUGCCAUGGCUGAUGGGUGCUGAGGGGAUAAGGUUGGCGCCCAAUCGGUGGCCAUUUGGUGCGUUUCUUCGCCGCUCUUCCCCACAUUUGUUGACGCUCUUCCACUUUCUUUUGCUAUAAGGAUGAUGGCCAGAAAUAAUCUUUUAAAGAACGAUAAAAAUGGCAAAUUAAGUAGCUGCGUGAGUGUGAAAUGUCAUUUGACACUUGUUGCAGCUCUACUUUGGUGUAUAGAUGCAGUAGAAACAUCAAGCUGUGACAACCAGGAAAUAUAACACGAGAGGGUGAACUUGUUGAUACAAACAGAAAAGAAAUGCUCCACUUAGUGACUGUUGUCGUCUAGCUUUGAGCCGAGACAUAUCUAGGUCGUGAAAUCGAAGGAAAAAUGUAACUUUCUCUCACAAAUCACAGCAUCUAAGUAGUGACUUCUUUUCCCACCUUCUACUUUCGCAAGUUUCCGUACAUCUAUGCUGUGAUUUUCCUUUUCCUUUUUAAACCCGAUUCUUCAGGUUCAGGUCCAUUUUCAGAGGCAGGGAAGCUCCGCGCUGUUCAGUGGAUCUGGUUUCGACAAACAUCCGUACACUAUUAAUAAAUCAUAGCCGCUCUAGUCUAUGCUGUGGGAUGCGUCACCGUGUUUAUAUGUGCGUGCCUGCAUGCGUAAAUCACUCUUUGAGCCAUAACCUUCUGUUUAAACAAGACUUGAGAAGUUUUUCACACUCUCCUGAGACAGAUGGAAGAAAACAGCGUUUUAUCUUUAGUGUAACGCAGACAUAAACUACCUCCAGUUUUUUCUUGUGCUGCUGCUGCUCAAAAACACUCUCACUUUGCGUCACCUAAAUUGGCAUCCUGCGCAUGUGAAAUUGUAGACCUCACUUUAAUUAAUCACUCCAGCCUUUUAACAACACUACAUAAAACUCAACCGGCGCAACCAAACGACUUUAACCUCACCAUCCUUCAAUUUGCGGCGGAGCUGCCAGGAUGUUGCUGUGGGGCUGCGGUUUGAGAUUUUUUAACAAAAACAACUCGCACACUGUAAUAACGUUGAGACACGUGCACAGGAGGGCGAAUAAGUGAUGAGCAGAGAGAAGGAAGAAGACGGAGAGAGGGGGGAAAAAAAUCUAAGCGGAAAAGGAAGAGAGGUCAAAGAGAGAAGGUGGAGGUUGUAGAGGUGGUGAUUUGUGACCCGCAGAAAAGCGUCAAAGGCCUCAUUUUCCUCUGAGCUCUGAGAAACCAUAACAAGCCCGGGCGCUCGCUCACUCGCUCACUCUGCGCUGUGUGUUUCCUCUUGAUAACACUCAGGAAACUCACACUCACUCUUUUUUUUUUUGCAUUCAGACUCGACCGUUAUCUCUUUCAGAGAGUCAGCACUAGUCCAUUUUUGACUCGCAGCCCCUUAUUUUUACUGAUAUCAAACAAAUUUGACAACUUUGGCGCAGAGUUUCAAGCGUUUCCUUCGGUAAUUGGACCCUUGUCGAGGUGGGAAAGCCUCACGCAUGUGCCAUUCUCACUUAUUUACAGCACUCGUCAACACGGAUGUGCGGGGAAGAUGUGAAAAAAGAGGGGUCACAAAAAAGCUCUUGAAAACAGACGUGUUUCCCUUUAAUUCUCCUUUUUUUUUUUCUUUUUUUUUUUACUUUUAACCAGCUUUAUUAGAUUUAUUCCACUCUCUCUUACAGCUUCGGUUUGAACUCAGUCGCAGUGAUGGAGAUUUAUUAAAAGAAGAAGGAAGUGAGAUUUCAAAGACAAAAAGUGUCCUUGUUCUGUCUGAUUCCCACUGCGGGCCACACAAUGGCUCCAUCACACCUCCCCUCUGCCAACACUCGCUUUUUAUCAGCCCUCUCUCUACAAGCCGAAUAAAUCUCCACAAUUGGUGAAGCAUGUUUGACACCUGAUAAACGCCGUUUUAAGUGUUUUUCCACCAGUGUCAGACGUGUUCUUCUAUUUGUUGCAGAUAACAAAAUAAGAAAGACAAGCAGGUGGAAAUUGCGAGAAGAAAAAUGUGUCAAACGCAGCCUGAAAGAGCGGCUGCAAACUCCUAACCCUCAGCCAGAGGAUGAUGUGCUAAAAUCAUGUCGGGGGAGAGAUUGAGCACGGCGUAUUAGCUUUGAAGUUAAUUUGACAAGUGCGAGAAAGCUUCAAAUAUGAGCGGCAUCACCUGUGAAAAAAAAAAAAAAAAAACCCUGCUGUCGCCUCGGAGGAUGAGGGAGAGUGCAUGAGUGUGAGUGAGUGUUCAGGGGAGUGGACUGGCUGCUUGGUAAGUAAAUGUGUGUGUGGGUACGUGUGUGUGUGUGUGUGUUGAAACAUCAUUACCCAGGGAUCUGAGCACACGGCCAGACAUCAUUAGGCUUUAAGGCAAGAAUGUCUCCACGGCACCGGUUCUGCAGUCUGACCCAGCAGACUCGACAGGCAGGCACACCGUUUAAGAUCAUUUAUUUGGGUUUUGCAUGUAUGCUUGUAUCUGUGUGUGUUUGUGUGUGUGUGUUUAUGUGCAUGUUAUUUAUUUAUUUAGCCUGGUAAUAUGCCUGAGCCUUCAUUAUAGCUGGAGCCAUAACUUUGAUAAAUCACUUGGGCUCGGGGCCCUCACUGCUUUCACAGUAUUAGAAAACUAAUUGAAAUUCUCUUCCGCCUCCUACUCUUCCUCUCUCCCUCUCUCUCUUUCUCUCUCCCUCUUCUUCUUCCUUUCUACGUCUUUCUUUCUGUCUUCUCUCUCUCUCUCUCGUUCUCUGUUUUUCACCCUUUCCCUCUUUCAUAUCUGGUGCCGGGGCCAAAAAAGCGCCGUGUUUUUUCAGCAGCAUAGAAGCCAAAAGGGGGAAAAUGUCAUCACUGAUUUAAUAGGCGUAGUCUCACUCUGAAACACACACACACACACACAAGCACACACACACAUAAACACACUUAGGCACAAACACACACUGCACUCUGGGGAGUGUUAGGAAUCCUGAUAAUGUCAUCAUAGGAAUCUCCAUAAUGUACCCGGGUCUCCUGCAGGCUCCAGUUUGACUGUGCCUCUCCUCUUCUCCACUCUACUCUCCUCUACUCUCUUCUCCUCUUUCCUCCUCUCCUCUCUUUUCCUCUUCUCUCCUUUCUCCCCUCCUGUCCUCUCCUCCACUCUACUCUCCUCUUUCCUCAUCUCCUUGCCGCUCCUCUAUUCCUCUUUCCUCCUGUCCUCUCUUUUCCUCUCCUCUCCUCUCCUCCUUCCUCCUCUCCACUUCUCUCCUCUCCUCUUCUCUCCUCUCCUCUCCUCUACACUCCUUUUUCCUCCUCUCCUCCCCAUUCCUCUUCUCUCCUCUCCACUCCUCUCCUCCUCUCUUUCUCCAGCCCUCUUUUCUCAUCUCCCCAGCUCUUCUCUUCUCUCCUUUCUUCUCUCUUCUCCUCUUCUCUCCUAUUCUCUCCUCUAUCAACUUUCCCUCUCUCCGAUACCCUCUUCUCAUCUCCUUUCUGCUCCUUUCCUCCUUUCUCCUCUACUCCCCUCUUCUCUCAUCUCCUCUGUUCUCAACUUUUCUCCACUCCUCUCCUCCUUUCUCUUCUCCUCCCCUCUUUUCUCAUCUCCCCAGCUCUUCUUUCCUCUCCUCCUUUAUCCUCUCAUUUCCUCUCCUCUCCUCCCCUCUUCUCUCAUCUCCCCUGCUCUCAACUUUUCUCCCUUCCUCUCCUUCUAUCGCCUCUCCUCUCCUUCUUUCUCCUCUCCUCUCCUUCUUUCUCCUUUCCUCUCCUUCUUUCUCCUCCUCUCUCUUUACCUUUCCUUCCCUCUACCCCAUCUCCUAUCCUCUCCUCCCUCCCUGUCUGCCCCCUUGAUUUGAUCCGGGAUGAGAUUUAGGUUGAGGUUGAUGGGAUUUACCGUUUAGAUACUUGUUUCUCUGUUAACCCCCCUACGCCCCCCUCCUCUUGCGUGCCCCAGGAUUGAGGGUCUGUUUGGUUCGUUGCCUGGGAUCUCCCAGCUGCCACUGGAUUUAGGGUUUAGUCAUCUCAUUGUCCAUGAUCCCCCCUCUGCCUCCUGACUUGAUUCAUUUGUGGAGAUCUCUCAGCGCUGCGGCUAAAGCCGGGGUGUGGUUGUUUUGUUGCGCAGGACCCCUCCACCUCCACCACCCCUCCACCAACCCUUGGAUGAAAUUUGUUUUUCUUUUGGGGGUUAGUUUAUUUGAUUGCCCAUGAUCUGUUUGCAGGCUUUAGAGUUUUAUUGCUUUAUUGUUCGGCACCAUCUCUCAGCUGUUGCGAGAUUUAGGAUUUGGCUGUUUUGUCGCGCAUGAUCUCCCUGGUGCAGCUGGAUUUCGGAGGGUUUUAGUCACUUCUUUUUUUAAUAUCCACACACUGCUACUGUGACACUUAGGGCUUUGUGUCCACCAAGCAACCCCUCCUCUCUCUCUCUCUCUCUCUCCCUCUCUUGCCGGGUGAAGCUUUGUAGUGUGAAGCCAAAGAUUUAGCAGUGGAAGCAGAGAGACUGUGUGUGAAUGUGUGUGUUAAUGUGAGGCGGUGAUUUUUCGUGGAGUUCUGUCAGCACACAAAAUUCCCUCUGCAAACAUUCCUCUGACGUGAUGCAAACCCAGGAGAGAAGAGGAAGGCAGUGUGUUUUUGUGUGUUUCUGUGUGUUUUCGACCACCGGCGUGCGUCUGUUGCUCGGAUAAAUCCAUACCAUCACUCUUCAGACACACUGUGGGCACAUAGCCACACAUAAACACACACACACACACACAAACUCAGAGCAACAUUGCAUGCGUGUGCGGCUAAUGAGGAUGUGUUGAUUGAUUAGACUGCAGUAAUUAGCUGGAGUGUGAAGGCCUGGAAAGGUCUCCGCUCUGGUGGGAGUGUCCCCUCUGGAGACACGCUGAACUGUUUCACGCACCAUUAUGUUUCACACCGCAGAAACAGUCCCAUCCAGAUCUCAGAUACGGGAUGAGUCAUCUCUCGGAGGCAGACUUUGGUGGGAGUGUGAAGCGUGAGGAGGGGUGUUUGCUGUGUGCGUUGGGACAUAAGGAUGUUUGCCGCGCCGAGAUGUGUGUGUUGCACAGUGAGAUGUGCUUGUGCCAGCAGUUUCCCUUCCUGCACAGAGUGGCCUGAGCGCUGACCUGAUCCCCCCCUCCUCCUGACAAAACAACUCCUUCCCCCUCACCCCUUUGUCCUCCCCUGGAUCAUUUGUAGUUCAGCUUCCCGUCCGUGUCCCAGAUUUCUUCUGUGCGUCACACCGCUGCUUCUAGUAAACGCAAAUAAUAUGGAAUUAAGUAUGGCAGCCACCUCUAUGUGUAGACCUCUUCCUGCUGAGAGUAUGGCAUGAGGAUGAACUGCAGCGGGAAAGCAUUGUAGACAGUGCCACCAUAUGGGCAACUCUGGAAGUGCACGUAAAGCAGAAAUAUUACAGCUAUAACCCUCCAUUUAUCACCAUGUCCUUAUACAUUACUGUACUUUUCAUUUUGUUUGUUUUUACUUUAGGUAAGGUGAAUUUAUGAUCUUUUAUUAGUUGUAUGCAAUCAAAGAUCAAUUUCUCAUGCUUCUCUUUUCUCUCAUUCACAGAAAGUUCUACUACAUCACUCUGCUGAGGGACCCCGUGUCUCGAUACCUCAGCGAGUGGCGACAUGUGCAGCGCGGGGCCACGUGGAAAACCUCCCUGCACAUGUGCGACGGAAGGACCCCGACGCCGGAGGAGCUGCCUUCUUGCUACGAGGGCUCUGACUGGUCAGGCUGCACCCUGCAGCAGUUCAUGGACUGUCCUUACAACCUGGCCAAUAACAGACAGGUACCAGAAUAAAGAAGUUCAGAUACUGCACCAGUCACUCUGAUAUUAUGUAUGGUGAAAAAAACAGAAUCAGAAGUUUGUCUGUUAAGGUUUGUUUUUUCAGUGAAGGGCCAAAACAAACUACUAUCAGCCUUCUCAUCUUUAAUUUUAUCAAUCAAGAGUGAGUUUGUCCAAUAAGUUCGAGCUGUCAUACACUUCUAUCAAACUAAUGCCCACUCAUUUUUUAGUAACUUUAAAAAGUUUAGCAGCACUUGAAUUACAACCUGAGAUUUAAUGGUGGGAAUUGCAGAGAAAUUAUACGAUAUGAUAUGAUCCAAUAUGAUACGAUACAAUAUGAUAGAUAUGACACGAUACAAUACGACACGAUCGAUACAUUAUGAUACGAAACGAUACAAUAUGAUAUGAUACGAUAUGAUAGAUAUGAAACCAUACAACAUGAUACGAUAUGAUAUGAUCGAUAUGAUACAAUACAAUACAAUACAAUACGAUAUAAUAGAUAUGAUACAAUAUGAUAUGAUACAAUACGGAACAAUACGACACAAUACAAUAUGAUAUGAUACGUUAUGAUAUGAUACGAUACAGUAAAAUACGACAUGAUACAAUAUGAUAAGAUACAAUAUGAUAGAUAUGAUUCGAUACAAUACAAUAUGAUAUGAUACGUUACGAUAUCAUAUGAUAUGAUUGAUAUGAUACGAUACAGUACAAUAUGAUACAAUACAAUAUGAAACGAUACGUUACUGUAUGAUAUGAUAGAUCUGAUACGAUAUGAUACAAUACGACAUGAUACAAUCUGAUAUGAUAGAUAUGAUACGAUACAAUACAAUAUGAUAGAUAUGAUACAAUCCGAUACAAUACAACAUGAUACAAUCUGAUAUGAUAGAUAUGAUACGAUACAAUACAAUACAACACGAUUCAAUACUUCAUGACGUAAGCAGUUUAGUGCAGGACUAAUGCCAGAAGCAAAACCUUGAAAGGUCCUGAAUGAUGACCUGGCAAGUCAAACAGGAAGUGCAUUUUAGUGAAUGUCUUUAUUUUACACAAAAUGUAUAACAAUUGCAGCAGAGCAUAAGUAUUUCGUCUCACAUCCUACUGAGGGCCUCAACUGAAGAGCAUUAGGGGAUUUUUCUCGAACAUUACAUUGUUUUAAUCAGAAUUCAAACUGGUUUAAAUUUUCAGGUCCAUUUCUCUUUAUGACUGGUAGAUAGCUCAGCUCCUAGUAAAAACCCAGCAAACAAUGGCCAGUGAACAGAGUCCUAAAUUAAAAACAAGCUGAGCACCAACAAAGUUACUAACAGCUGUGCGAUCCUGCGUCAGGAGACAAAAAAGCCUCAGAGAAACACAGAUUUCUUUUUAUUAGAAACCUCCGAAUUCAGUGUUUUUUACUGUUUUUAAUCACCACUUCUGUUUGUUGUAAAGAGAAUUAGACCCGCGGGGAUAAUUUGGCUUCCUGUAAUAACCUCGUGAACGAUGAACACUCAUAAUCAUUAUUAAACUAACUUCUGCUUGCCUCCUUCAUUGAACGGGGAACAAGGUCACAUCUAUAAAGAAGAAAAUUAAAGCGCAGAUUUUUUAUUUUUUUUGCAGUCUGACUCACAGUCCUCUGUUCAGACUGAUGUUUUGAAUCGUUGGCUGAAAGUGGGCAGCCCUGAUACAAAAUGUUCAAACCAAACACUCUGAGUUUUAAAAGAAGUGAUCUGCUGCAGGGCUGUCACAUUGACCGGUUACAGUCUUGUGAACUGAAAGCUUUUCAAAGGAUGGUACAGAGUGGGAGGCUGCCCACAGACCUUGAGACAUCCAACUUUUUUGCUUCUGGGCUCCUCUUGGUUGUUUGUGCAAAGCUUUUAAAGAACAGAUGUUGAUGUUGCCCUCUAUUAGGGCUGCCUGGUAAACUUGCAUCUCUGCACCUCAUCACACCCCUGCUCAUAAAUCCAAGAGAAACAUCGAUGCAGGGAAUUUAAAGUUGCAGCAAAAUGAAGAAGAAUAAGACUAAAUGUCCCCUAAGAAACCAAGCACGCCACAGAUUUAUGAAUCUUAUUAAAAUAAGAUGAUGAAAGAGACUCGCUCAAAACUGGGAUGUCUUAAUUUCAUCUCUUAAGACAGAUAAAUCAAAUAUUGAUUUUCUCUACUAGAUAGUUCAACAAAUUCCAACUUUUAUUAGAUUUCUUACAUAAAGACACGCCGAAGCUCAGCUGCAUACAUGUAAGCAUGCUCUCCCACUCUAACACACACUUGCACACUCUCACACACAAGCACACGCACACACUUGUGUACUCACACUCAGAAGUUUGCCUGCUGGCCAUAAACACCUCAGAUUCACACCUUCUUUUCUCAUGCUAUCUCGGUCUCCCACCUAAACGUGUUGCCCAGCUUAUCUCAUCUGAGCCCGGGGCUGUUAUUACUCCUGGUCCCAUGACUUAUAAAUGUGGCGCAGACACACAUACGCAUGCACUGGAGGCAUGCUGGUAGACCGGCAGGCUCCCAUGAAUUCAAAUCAGUGUGCAAUCAGUGCCACUGUAGUGUAACACAACAGCUCCAGAGAGUACUCAGCGAUACAGUGGUCUCUCAUUAUGGAGCAGACUGCUUCUUUAGUGUGUGGAGAUCAGAGCCAGAUCAGGGAACUUAAACGACACAAUUGCUGCGUUAACAUGGGCACAAAGAAUCAGAAUAAAUGCCCGAUUCGGAAUAAAAAUGCGUCAUGGAAACAUGUUGAUCGGAAGAUUCUGAUCCAAUUCGGCUCAAUCGGAAAGAAAUUAUAUUCUGAUAGAGGGGGUGGUUUAUAGGGCCCAACCGAUUUAAUAGCGAGCCGAUUAAAUCAGCCAAUUUUAGCCCGUUUGAGACUAAUCGGUAAUUGGCCAAAACUUGCCAAUUGUCGCCGAUAUUUUCAGAAAUAAAAAGUUUAAAACACUUUUCUGGUCUGAGUUUGAUUCAUGAUAAAUACUUGGAAUAUUACUGAGAUGAUCAGUCAGUCUUCCUGUCGUUGUUAGGAGCAGUAGCCAACAGUAUAUCUACAGUGUAUACUAUACUGUGGAUAUCUACAGUAUAUAUAUAUAUUUUUUAUAACUUUGUCAAAAAAAUUAAAAAUUGGCUGAUUAAUCGGUAAUCGAAUUUUUCCCCCCCUUAUACUCGGUAUCUGCAUCAGCCCCAAAAAAUCCAUAUCAUUCAGGCCCUAGUGGUUUAUGUGGAUCGUUAUUCUGAAACGCAUCCAUGUAAACAUUUAUUCCAAUUGUCACUCUCUAACUCUCUUAUUGAAGCCAGUACACGAGGUUUCAUUAUCAACACAAGUGCAAAUGCUGUGUCUGCUCCUCCGAUAACAUAACAAGGCGUACAUACAAUGUAAUAAUGUCAUAUCUGCACACACAGCGCAACCUUUGACAGAACAGUAAAAUAAGUAAGCAAGGGCGCCAUCUAGUGAUAACAUUUAACUGGGGGAAACUCCUGAAUUGGAUGGAGUGAGCCACUACCACGUUUGUUGGUUUGUUGACAGCACAGGCGUAAGUACAGCUCUUCUUCUGCGGUUGUUUUAAGUGAAAUCAGACAACUCUGCGAAUGUCCAAAUGCUUCUAAUCUGAGUAAAACUUGGCGCACGUCAUGAUUGGAUUAUUUGAUUUUGCACCAACAUAAACAGUGGAUUCAGAUUAUCUGAUCCCUCAAAUUUUUACUCAGAUCAAGAAAUUCUGCAAGGACAGGACAGGAUGUCAGGCUCAGGCUGUCUCUAAUGAUGACUGUUUUAUGACUGGCUCAAGUUAAACUCUUGUUUUUUCUCAUUUAUGUCGUUAUGAGAUGAAGUUGACUCAAAUUAAAGAUAGGCAAAUAUCUCCUUCGAUUGUAAACUUCUUUUCUACACGCAGGUUCGUAUGUUGGCGGACCUGAGCUUGGUCGGCUGCUACAACAUGUCCACAGUCCCCGAGAAGAAGAGGGCUCAGCUCCUCCUGGAGUCGGCCAAGAAGAACCUUCGAGACAUGGCCUUCUUUGGUCUGACAGAGUACCAGAGGAAAACCCAGUUUCUGUUUGAACGGACCUUCAGGUUACGCUUCAUCAGGCCUUUCAUGCAGUACAACAGCACCCGAGCUGCGGGGGUGGACCUGGACAACGCCACGGUCAGUGAUGCUACAAUUUUGUUUUGUUUUUUGUAGACCUCAUUGGAAAAACUGCACUUAUAAUAAUACUUCUAUGUAAAUAAGAUAGUCUGGUGUAUUAUUCUUGAGGAACAUAGUCGUAUUUACCCAGAUAAACUUUUUUACAACCAGCAUCACUCUCAGAAAUUGACACAGCAGCCGUAACACAUUCGGUAAAGAGAGAGGAAAAUAAAUCUUUUAAAAGAAUUGAAAAAUAAUCGUAUAGAAGUAUUCAGGGGGAAAAAAAAGGAGACAGAGUGAAAACACAGCGCUCUAUCAUUGCUGUGAAAUGAGUUGGGAUGACUGUGGCUGCUGAGAAAUAGCAGCUUCAAACAUGCUCUUCACACUUUGAUUGGUCCAGUGUGGGAGUUCUUAGGCUCAAUUUUCCCAGCGAAAAAAUAUCCUCCAGUACGCAGAAGACUGGUGAUUUAUACAUCAAAACCAGUCGGCAGGAGAGAAAAUAGAAUAUGCCCCGCUGACAGAGUCCGGGGAAAGUUUGGCCGUUGGUUAUUAUCAUGCAUAAAAUAUCGAGAAAAUGUUGUCUUUUAAAGGUUUGCAGAAGGAGACAGGCUGUAUGUGGCAUUUUCAGACAAAAUUAGCUUGUGAAAUUAGCUUCAUAUUAACUACCUCCAAAGGCACUGUGGGAAACUGUGACCUUAUUUAAUUACUCCAAAAAGUCAAAUAAUUGCAGCGGGAGAUUAGAGGAAUAUUUACUUAACACUCUCCUGCAAAGCUGCUGAAAACCUGCUAAUGGAUCCCAGAUUGUCACUUCUGGACGGGAAUGAGUUUCUAAAGUAUAAAACAUCCCGUCUCUGAUUCAUAAAGUCUUUGUUUUGACAACAUGAGCUCAGCGACGUCUUCCUGGCUCUGCGCCGGUGUCCCCCCGUGCUGCCGAUGAAACAUUUUCUAAUUCUCCACCACCGAUGCGGCACGUUGGUUCCCUCUGUUGUUACACGCAUCGCCCACAAAUUAUACCCGGCAAGCCAUUGCAAGAUUUCAAAGGGAUUCUCUUAAUUAAACUCAUUUCCCCCCCCAUGUUAAAUUCACACACAGCAGAUGAUACACGCCAAUACAGCCAGCUGCACCGCACAACCGAACAUCAAACACGUUUCUGUUAUCUUGCUCUACAUAUUGCCAACACACAUUUUUUCUUUGUUCCUCGCUCCAUUUAAAGCUUUGUACUAAUUUUAUGUAAUGGAGCAUUUCCACAUUCAGAUAAGAAAAAGUUCCUGCUCCCAGGGUACCACUGCCUUUAUCGUAGUGUGUUUAGUUAAUACCUGUAACUAUUCCUCACUUCUUUGUCCGCCUUUUCUUGUUCAGGUCCAGCGCAUCGAGGAGCUAAACGAGCUGGAUAUGGAGCUCUACGAUUACGCCCGGGACCUGUUCCAGCAGCGCUACCAGUACACCCGCCAACAGGAGAGGCGGCAGCAGCGCAUCAAGAACCACCUGCAGCAGAGCCACCAGGGCCUGGGCCUGGGCGUCAACCUGUGGCCUUCGCACGGCCGUCAGAGCGCCGUGUCCGCACUGGAGGACGGGGACGGGGAGAGGGAGGAGCGGGAGGAGGGCGAAGAGGGAGGCAGAACGGAGGAGGCGGGCAGCAGACUCCCAACUGAGGACUACAUGAACCAGAUCAUCAACCGCUGGUAGCAGCAGCAGAAGGAGAACAAACACCCAGACAUGCAUAUGUAAUGUGAAACACACACAGACACAGACACACAUACGGAGAGCGAGGCCUGCGUCAAAGACCCAAAUGACUGACAGCAGACUGGGCCGCAGGAAUGACCAAGUCCAAACAGUUGCUAUGGAGACCUGGCACGGUCAAUUGCAUCAGCUUACAUAAUUGGGGUUUGCUCGGUUGUUAUUAGCACCCGCUUGCCCUCCCCUCUCUCCUCUCUGAGUUCCCCUCAGAUCAUCUUCACAGACUGAGCAGAGAGAUAUUUUUCUGAGCAUCCUUCCCUCUCUCACCUGCCUCUCUCUCCCUCCUCCCCCCUUCUCCUCCUCCUGUAUUCCUUUUCGUUCUCUGUGGCCUAGUAUGGAGCAUGAGAAAAUAAAAUUAAGUCUGUGAAUCCCCCACUAAUCUUUGCUAGAGGACCAGUCUACUUCCUGGAUGCUCCAGUUUCAAAGGAGCAGGGAAAGCUAUAAAAGUAUGCUAACGGCUGAGCUGAACAAAGAGAAGAGGGGGAGAAAACAGGAGACUGAACCUGACUGAGAGGAGGAGAUGGAGAAGAGCCGGACUCAGUCGUGUAAUAAAGCUUUCUGCUUCAAGAGAAAUCAGCCAUUUCACCCAUAGACACGCUCUUGUCAUGAAGGCGUGACGGUGUCGCUCUCAUUUUAUGAUUUGAUUUGUAUUUUCCUUUUGUGUUGAUGCUUUUUUGAAAGCAGAAUUGUAAUAACACUGAGACCAAUAUUGCUGCCUAAAAGAAAAUGAUUCCUUUAAUUUUGUUUUAUGUUUGUUUUAUUAAGUCAACGCUGAUGGAUGGGAUUGACGUACAAUGGACCAUAGCCAUUACUGAAGCCUUGCAUCUUGAAAGGGGGGGAUAAAAGUGACCUGUUUCUCUGUUCAAGGUUUCCAAAGCUCCUGUCGCUCAUUAUCCUUCCUUUUCUUUCCUCUCUUUCUUUGCAUCCCGGUCCCGCAGACAAAAAAAAAAAAAAAACGCCAAUUAGGGAGCAGCAGCAUCGCAUAGGUGUUGAGGAAUCAAAGGCAGGAAGGGGAGUGAGUCUGCUGCAGGUUGUUGCCAGGAACCUCGCAGUGUGUGAGUGAGCGGCGGGCGCUUUGGAAGCCUUCAGUCAGAAAAAUUCUCUAAGGGAGUGAUUGGGAACUGCCGGUCACCAUAGCAGUGCGGGUCCUUAAUGUGGUGGGAGGUAUUUUCGGAGUCUUUGUUUUAUUUGUUGACGUUUUGUCCAACCAGGAGCUGGCGUUCUCUUAACAAGCCUCCUGUUGAAAAGCGGCCCCACUGCAGCGGUGACCAGCGGUUCAUUAACGUGAGCAGUUUUACCCUGAAGACCGCACAGGGCGAGGUAGCAGUGCCUCUACGUUCUGGGAUCAUAGCUAACAUAACUAUUGCCAGAUACUACAUCAAAACCCGGUGAAUUCUCUGACUACUCAUGUGCGUGUGUGUGCGAGAAUGAGCGUGUGUGUAAAUAGUAUGUACAGUAUGCCUUUGAUCGGCAUAUGUGUAUGCCUUUGUAAAUAGUGCGCCUGAUCGAGAGAGUGAGGAUUUGGCGAAUGACUGAUUCCAUGACCAAUAAUUUUACAUCAUUUAGGGGAAACCAAGCCCCUCCCACAGCAUGUCACAGCCGUGUGACCACCAUAGUGAUGCAAGCUAAUAAUUCUCCCCUCUGCAAUUUUCUUUUACCUUUUCUUCUCCCUCUUUUCUUGUCUCCUUCCCGUAAACAUGAGGACCAUAUAUAUAUACGAUUAUUUAAAAUAUAAGUUCUUGUUUCGUAGAUCUCUGCUGGUGACACGUCUGCGCUGUGAGGAGGGAAUCAACUGCGCCAAAUUCUAGUACCCAUUCAUGAAUUUCUUGUGUGUAUUUAAAGAUGAAAUAUUGUAGCUUAUCUACAUUUGAAACCUUAAGAUUUUUAAAAAGAUGGUUUAUUUACCCAUUUGUCACAAAACCAAGCAGCAAUUGCCUUUAAUGAAAUAAUUCUAAGUGCAAGAAACUGCAAUACCCAGAGUGACCACUAGAGGGAUGGCUCUAAAACCCAUGAAUUUCCAUUUACGCCCAUGGUAAAAGACCCGUUUUUACAGCGAAUGUUUACAGCCUGUUUUAAAAGAAAAAAACAGUUUAAGUCUUAAAAGUUGAUUUCUUUUUCACAUAAGUCGUCAGUUUCAAAGUUAUCAAGACUGAGAGUUAUGCCUAGAUAAGUUGAGUGUUUGCAAAGGAGGUUUAAAGCUCUUUUCAGCUUCACCCCUUUGUCCGUGUCUGGACUCGCCAGAGGAGUCAUUUCCAACAUGGCCGCCACUAUUGUUUUGCUUGAAAGCCCCUUUACAGAAACUAAUGAGUAACAUCCUUGAGACGAAGUCCCUGAUUAAUACAGUAAAUGGCCAAAACAAACCCCCUUCAUGUGAAAAUGACCGACAUUUUGCCUCCUAGUCAUAACAUCGGUGCGCAUUAUUCUAGGUUUAGUCGGACUGUGCCUCCUUCGCAAACUUAAAAGAAAAAUCAAAACAUCUUUUCUUUUUUUUGCCUGAGCUACCCUGCAGCUGCAUGUUUCUUCAAAGUGGAGUGUUUGUGACCUCUCAGGUGUCAGCUGUCUGGUCAGGGAAGAUAAAUGUUAACCCUGGGCAAGUUUAACAAAAAUCCAGCUCACGGUUUAGGACGUCCACUAGAAACAGUGAGGAGAGGAGAUCUGUGGAAACAGCUGAUCUUUGGGUGCGACAUGUUUUUGGAGAACAGGAUGUUUCAACACUACACAGAAAAAAAAACACUUGGUGAAUUAAUGACUGAGUAACACGCAGAGUGCUGAGGUCUUGGAUGUUGCAAUGCUUCUUGCAGAUUAUAUAAAUUGAGUCCAGAUAUUGUAGAUUCUGUAACGGCAAAGUAAAACUUUGACAGCACCUCUUUGUGGUCAUAAAUAAUUUAUAAUGGAAAAGAAAAACACAUCUAAUACUUUGAUGGAUUAUAGAGGCUACUCCUUAUUGUGUUAAAUUCAGAAUCCACCCUAUUCAACCCUUUUUUAUACAUAUUUUAAGAUGAUCAUCGUGAUAAAUCUGUGUGAGGACUUCCAGACUUUUGCGAAACAUAAAAAUAUGCUGCCCUUGUUGCUUCACCGUGUCAGAUACAUAAAAUCAUUUCCAGAUGAUGUAGAUACAGUAUGUAGGCAUUACAAAACAAAAGUGUCUUUGAAUUUCAGCCCAUUUUAACAAUUUAAACCAAGAGAUAACAGAUCAAAAAGGAAUAAUGUGCCAUAAAAUGUGAUGAAAACCCUUUUUUUUUAAUGCACAGACAAUGAUAAGUAGGAAGGGGAAACAGACGUGUCACAGCGAGAUUUAAUCAAACCAAAUGUAGUCCAAGUUUGAUGUCAUCCUGGAGGCAGUGGGAGGUGCAAGCAUGCUUCUUUGGUGUUAAAAAUAUAUGUUUCAUGUUAAGUAUUGGUUUCCCAUUAAAAUCAGAAGGAAGGGAGAACAAACACUCUAUCCGCCCACCAGCCUCCUUGUAAAAUUUCCACUCAAUCACUUCAGAUCCUCCCAUGUCUGCUUUUUUGAUCGGCUUCUUUCAAAUCAGGGAUGAUUCAUGAAGGGGAAGGAGGGGAGAACAAGGAGGAGAUGAUGAAAGGUAUUGGGAUGCAUCCAGAGUCAAUAUGCUGCUUUUUGUGUAGCCUUCAAAGUAACGCAAAUGGAUAUGAGGAAGAGUGAUCUCCUUUUUUUUUUUUUUUUUUUUUUUUUUUUUUUUUUGUAUUAACUUCCCGUUCAUUGUACUCAUGAAACUGGAAGCUUGAAAACACUGCAGCUUCCAGGCAUUUUGCCCACAACCUCUUUUUUUUUUUUUUUUUCUUUUCCAAAAUCAGACUUGGAGCGUGUUUGGGCUCCAAACCAAUAUCUGGUUCAAUACGAAACUGAUUCUCUACCUUUGGGAGUGUUUUUUCUAUUUUCAGUGUUCCACUUUCAAGCAACCAUCAGUCCUCAAACAUGCUCCUGAGUGUGUGAGUGUGUGUGUGUGUGUGUGUGUGUGUGUGUGUGUGUGGAAGAAAACUCCUUUGGCUAAAAUGAUUCCAGGAAAUAAUGCUGUAAUGCUAUACUCAAAUAUUUUAUGUCUCAUCACUAUGUGUAUCUGAUGUCUUAACAGCGUUUCCUUUGUGACAAUGAAGCAGCCCAUGUGUCGCUAACACCAUCCUGUUGUUAUCUUUCUUUUGAAGAUGUGUUAAACAGAGUGCGAUAGAGACUAUUUUGUUUGUUUGUUUGAUAUUUUUUUUUAAAUUGGGGGGGUGUGCGGUUUGUCUCUGGCUCCUUCUGUAUGCAUCAUUCUGGGUUUGUUUCUUAUGAUUGCAAAAAUGAAUCAUCAAGCCACCAAUUAAAAUAUUUCAUUUUUACAGACCCGACUGUGUCCUGGUUGUCACUGCAUUUCAUUUCUGGUGUUUUUCACCGCUCUCUCGCUUAAUCAUCACCCAUGCAGGCGUUCGAAACAUCCUCCAGUUCAAACUACGUCCACAUUUUCACCUCAGAAACACUUAGCGAGCUUUUGACAACUUGCGCAGGAUGUUUUUUGCCCUCCAGGUUACCGCACCUCCAUCCACAGUCAGAUCCAUAAACAGGGGACAUUUCUACCACCAACCACGAGACCAUGACCCCAUAAAGCAGCCUCUGCCCCCCCUUCCCGCUCUUCUAAUGACAGCCUCAGCCCUGUCAACAGUGAUCUAUGGCCUAAUUCAAUCUGCAGACACUCAGGCCCUGCAUAACACGCGUACACGCACACAAAUAUGCUUCUUCCUCUGGCAGGUGGGCGUUCUGAAUCUGCAGGCCGGUAUAAAUAUCAUUCCCUGUCCUUGGCUCAUCAUGCAAAGGAGAGGGAGCAGAGCACAGACUUCUGCCCUCGUCUUUCAUGAGCGGUCUCUUGAUUUUUACCUUUGACCCCUGCAGGCCGUGUAGAAAAUAAUUUGCCCGGACAGCGACAGGCAGAGACGAUCGGCUGGAGGGGGGAUCAGAGCGGGGCUGAAAGAGCCAGCGAAGGCGAGUGUAAAAGAGAUGAGGAAUCAGAGGGAGCUUUUCAUGUAAGACUGGAGGACAGAGAGGAUGUUUUUGUGCCUGACAUAUGAACAGAGAAUAAAAGAGGGAGCUGUGCAGCCUCUCUGGCAGCUGCUACAUGCUGUAUUGGACUAAA
This is a messenger RNA of Xyrichtys novacula (pearly razorfish), 70394 nucleotides long. The record is from the annotation of a GenBank genome assembly. NCBI's taxonomy places the organism in Eukaryota, Metazoa, Chordata, Actinopteri, Labriformes, Labridae.